AUGCAGAUCUACAUGUAUAACUCGGAUGACUUUGACAGCCUCAGUGCUGCCAUACGGCAGAAGAGGAUCAUUGCAGCGAUGUCGGUCUUCUUUCAGGUGAGAACAUCUCUCUCAUCUUUUAGGCUUUUCAAACAUAGGGUUUGACAUGACCCUGUAGCACUGUUGGAUUCUAGCUUUAAAUAUAUACUUAUUCAUGUUACUAUAAUAUAACUACUUUACAUGUGUAAUGUUAUUGUUAAAUCUCAUGGAUCCUAUGGAGAGGGCCAAAGGGUAACAGUCUGGUUUCAGUCACUGAUAAGGUUGGAUAGCCGUGGAUUAGGGAGGAGUGAGGAAUGUGGGCCGAGGUCAGGUCAGAUGAAGUGACAAGGAACAGUUCUAUUACACGCACACCACCUAAGUUCCUGCCUAGCAACAGAGAUGUAUUGGCUGUCUAGAUGUGCAAGGAGGAGACUCCGCCUAGUAGGAGGCUAUAAAUAUAUGUGCUUGUGUAAACAUGUCUUUGUCUUUGCAGCUGUUUGACUCAGUGGAUGAAUAAACUUGGUUUGAGCUUUGACUAGUUGUCUGUUAGUUUUUCACUCUGUUUGUCAGACCCUAACAGCACUCUAUACGGGGCAUGGAACAACACACUGACUCAGUCUAAAUCAAUGCACAAUACCAGAAUUGAAACACGACAUUACUGCUUUACCAUCACCGCUGAGAAAGAAAAACAUCAACAAGCUUGGAAAAUGUGUGUUCCUUUUGUUGUCUAAGUGUGUGCAGUGAGCACUGUGUUUGUCUGGGACUGUGACUGUAUCGAGCUGUAUUGUCUUAAGUGGAGAUAUAAGAAUUGGCUGGCCUGAGUGUGCUGCCGGGUGGGUCUGUUGAGCUAGCAGUGGGCAGGGUCAUGGUCAACUCCAUCACCCUGAAUUGCCAUGAUUAAAAGUUCAUUUGAUGCCAUCGAUUGCGUAAGUGGGCUUUUACUUGGUCCAUUACCUCUCCUUUAAUACUCCCUUACACACACACACCGAGAGACAUACACACUCGCCCACGUUUGCAUAGUCCUCCAGUCCUCUUGGGUCCAGAUUGGCCAUUCUUUACGUUCACUGAAUUACAAUGAUUCUGUCUUCUGCUCUCCCCCUCUCCCUUGCUCUCUCUUGCUCUCCGUCUCUCUCUCUCAACCUCUCCCUUUGUCUCUCUCGCUUCUCUCCUGUCUCUCUCCUCUCUCUUACUCCCGCUCUUCUCUCUCUGUUUCUCCAUCCUCUCCCCCCCCCCCCCCCCCCCCCCCCCCCCCCUCAGAGGUUGAAGUGAAGCUGUGACCUCAAUAACUAGGCAGAUGCAUACUGUAUGUAUGGGUCUCCAGAGAUUCCAUCUAUGCGUUUGUUCUAAUGCAAAUAUGAGUAUGUGUGGGUGUACUUUUUAUAAUGGCAUUUUUCAAUCUUAGAUCUCCUCUAACUCAAACACUUUCUCCUCUCUCAAGCAGUAACCUGCACGUGUGUGCGUGGGGGGGGGGGCAAUGUAGAAUGCAGAGCACAGAGAAAUGGACAGACUUAUUUUCACACAAACACACACAAUGAGCCUCCAAACUGAUUGUCAGAGAGCCAGUAUCUGGCAGGCCUGGAGAGUGGAUGUAUCCCUCGGUGUGGUUAUCGUGAUGAGGUAUCCUGUUCAAAAGUGAGGCUUCCCUCUAUGGUGAUAACCUUAAAGCUCCUCUCCUCUGUCUACCAAGUUACACAACCCCACCAGGCUGCGUAUCCACACAACACCAGGAAAGACUACUAGCUAAUAGCAACCUCACUGCUUACAGAGAACAAAUCAAUACACACAAUAACUACUAGUACUGGGCGAUAUGGACAAAAAUCCAUAUCGCGAUAAAUUGACCCAUUUUGUUGUGAUAAAUUAUUUUGGGGGGAGGUGCACAGUUACACUCCAUUAGCGCCAUUUUUACACCAUGUCAAAGAAAUUGCCAUAAUAUAUUAGCCUAAGUUUGGUUACCAGGUGACCCAGCAUAUGAUUUAUAAGAUGAUAUUAUGCUGCUACAGAAAGAGAUGUAUUUUUAACAUUCAUUUCGUUAUGAAUUUAUUUUUGAUUUUAAAUGUAAUAAUAUUUCAUACCAAGUUCAACUCCAUUAGUAUAUUGGUGUUUGGUGAUUGCAGCAUGAUAUUGAACGAGGCUACUCGCAACAUCACUUGGAAGAACUGCCAACAACAGGUGUAGGAAGCAUGGGAUAGAACACAGCUCUCAUUGGCUGCUGUAGUUUUGGUUCAAAUGAAACGGCAUAGAUGGAAGUGUUGAGCUCCAGGAGCGUAAUGUUUUUUUCUAUGCUGUUUUGCUUUCUUAUAUGCCACGCAGCUCCGUAGGCUGCUGUUUAAUGCACGAACAUUGUGUAAUCACCAAAAAUUACCGACAUAUGCAAAAUUGUUUUCGGUAUGAGUUAGAAAGUUGUCGGUCAUUUUCGGUUUAUCGUCCCAGCUCUAAUAACUAAAGCCAUUUAUCAAUCAAGUGACCCCCUUCAAGGAGUGUUCGUGUGUGUGUGGACAUCUCUGCCUGUGUAUGUGUGUGUAUACAUCUCUGUCAGAGAGUGUGUGUGUGUGUCUCAGUCAGCGUGUUUGUGUGUGUGUGUAUUGUGAUUAGAUUGCACUCCUCUAACUGUAGCACGUAUUAAUUAAAUGAUGUCUGUUGCUAUACAGGCAAAAUUGUCCCUAUCGGCCCACGUGAGCUCUCAGGGCAGCGGCUCUCAUUACUUUUACAGCCCACCCUCGCGCUGCGCCGGCCCCCUGAUUGAAAUAGAUUGUGGUAGUAACAUCUAUCAUUACAGUUUUAUUGGCUUAUUUACAGUCUACAUGCUCAGAGAUCCACCAUACGCUCAUUGAGAUACACACGUGUGAGCAGAGCAGACCCAGGCCCAGCAUCGCUCACAGAGGUGUAAUACUUACUGGAGCAAGCAUUACUAUUGUAACAGGAAGUCUACUUCUGAUUAACUCAGCCAAAGUGUACAGUACAUUAAGGAGAAGCAGUGUCUUAUAGGUGAUGGAGGAGUGUUUUGUCUUUCAUUUAGGUGACUCUCCAUUCCUGCCUGAAUCAAUUACCUCCAAAUUACACUGUGAAUGCCAACUGUGCUAAUGCCACAGUGCUGCUUCCAAUUCAGCAGAGUACUUGCUACUGGAUGAGAAAUGAGCUCCAGCUUUUAACAGAGAAACAGAAUUCAUAAAAAUGUGUUCUAGUUGGUUUAAGCCAUUUGUUAAGCAGUAAAUUGAGGAGGAGGCAAGGCCUGGUGCUGUAGUAGUGUACUGUUAUAUGAUGUUUUGGCGCUCCAGCCAGAGUUGUUGUUGAUGAAGCGGGACGGCCUAGACACUUUGUCUCUGCUUCCUCUCUCUGUCACCAGUCGCCCUGGUUACAGCGGGACAUUCCUCAGCUUAAAGAAUCGACUGCCACUGAUGUCACCAUCCUCAGAAAAUAGAUGGAGCACUUUAAGUUGAUAACGCCGCAAAAUAUGUUUCUGUUACUUCAUUAGGUGUGACUUUUCCCUGUUAAUUGAUCAUAGGUGCUAUUUUUACGUGGGAAUACAUAUAAUAAAGGUCCAAAAGUCAUAAGCACACUUGCAAGAAAGCGACACAGCUAUUCUUUAGCACUCAUGUCAUUGAGAAGGGAAAUGCAUGUGUUUCUCUAGCUCUCUGACACUGCAGAGACAUCCUCGUUUGUCGAACACCACCGACCUAUGAUUCACCUGCACUACAAUUAAAGACGUAUGGUGCAAUGAGCUAAGAGUCUCUUAAAGGUACAGUUGCCUCAUUUACAGUAGUCUUUUAUUCUUCACGUCAAUGUUUUAUGUGAGAGUAUGGAGAGACAGAGAGAGUAGAGAGGCCUUUUGGAUAGAUGAAAAUGUUGGAGAGAAAGAAUCAGGGCUGUUGGAUGGAUGAUAGCGAGAUGAGAUGUCAUGUGGCUCUGGCCUGGUCUUUCUGCCGUGUCUCUGUGGUGUGGUUUGCCUGAGUCAGGCUGCCUGCAUGGGGAGAGGAGAGGAGAGGGACUAUGCUGUGGUACUGGCCAUGUAGAGACAGACAUAGCAUGUAACCCCAUGGAGAAGGUUCCCAGGGGACAGAGUUGCAGCCUUUAACAGACAAUUAUUGAUAAUUAAAAUAUAAUUCCCAUGGUCCCAUCUUUCUCUCUCUGCCUCCCUCCCUAUCUCUUUUUCUCCUUCCCCCCAGUCUAUCUUUGAAGCCAUCUCUCUCCCUCUCUCUGUCACUCUUGGCAGAGGGCUGUUUUAGGUAGGCUGAUUUGGCGCAUGGCUCUGCUUAAAUAAAACUUCAGUACUGCUACAGUCAUUCAGAGCUCUCUGUGGUUUGCCAUCUGCCAAAAACAUGAUUUUUUAAAGAAUAAAGGGGCAGUGGGAGAGAACUCAAAGGAUUGUGGUAGAUGUACGAUGCCUCACACGGUGGGUGGGAACAGAGGAACAGAGGAAGAUAGUGGGAGGUGACGACACAUCAGAGUGGGAGUUAACGGAGGUGGCUGAGACCUGGGGCCUCAUUUAUCAAAAGUGUGUGGGUACAAAAAAGACUCUAAACCUUGCGUGCACCAUUUUUCCCGCAAAGGUUGGUAUUUAUCCAUUUUGAACUUGAUGGUAAAGGGUGCGUAUCUUCACGCAAAUCUCAGACCAUGCGUAUGCACAACUUCUAGUGGUUGAUCAAUUGUAUUCCAAGCAAAUAUUGUUAUUUUGAAGGGAAUUAUAAUGGUAGGUUAAUAAAAACAUUAUAACGUAUGCCUACUGAUAAAACAGAUGCAUUUGCUGUUGGUGAGGAGUCCACAUGGCAGCAUGUGUUUCUUUUACUUGUAUUAUAUAGGCCUAAAUCAUGAUCAUAUUGCAGAACGUCUCUGCUUUUCUGACAUGACUGGUUUAUUCCCACUACACAACAAUUAUUAGCCUACCUUUAUCCAUCACAGAUUUAAUAGCCAAACAUGCUUGAAAGUAAAUAGACCGGUAGCCAAUUUAAAAUAUAUGCCAGUAUAGGUAGGCUACAGUAUUGCUGUGUGAUAGAAUCGCAACAUCAUAGCCUAUUUAAACUCAGAGCCUAUACCAAGGUAGGAGAUAAAAACAAAAUCUAUUGAAAAAACAAAAUAUUGAACAACAAUUCAUAUUUUCCAUAGAAGUGUGCCGUAGCAUUUACUUUUAAAUUGUUAAAAUAGACAAUCAAACUUUCAGAAUGCAUGUUUUGUUUGAAAAAGUCACAGCAAAAGAUUCAAACAUUCUGCCCACACCUCUACAUAAAUGUGAUCAAAUUGGCCAAUGUGCUUUCUUCUAGAAACUUGUCAUGGCCCCGUUCCAACAAUUACAAAUCAUACAGCAAAUGAGGGCGUUUUUGUUACCAUAAAAGGUGAAUGGAUGGUGUAGGGCUCGCUCACAAGCGCACAAAUAUAGUAUGGCUCUGAUUUAUCAAUGAAAACAUGCAUAUAUGUUGUGUGCAACAGUUUGAUAAAUCCCAAUAAUUUGUUGAGCAAGCAAAUCCACGUACGCCAGAAUUUACUCCGAAAUGUACGCACGGUUGAAAAAUGAAGACCAUGGACUUAGUGGGUCACUGAAGAACAAAGGAGUGCCAUGGGAGGGUUAGGAAGGAAGGAAGGUAGCAGGGAAGGUUUCACCUGUAACUGUUAGGUUAGUCUCUUAUGCUCUUCACAAUGAUGUCCUGCAGUAGGGGUCUUCCUAGUCUCUCCACAUGGGGAGAAAAGAAAAGGACACCAUUGAAGUGUGUUGAAUCUCAGUGUGGGGCUUUGUCCCAAUCCUCAAAGAUGGCUUCCUUUCCUUGUCUCCCCCUGCUGAGUGCCAGGAAAAAGAUCCUGUUUUUAACACUCCUUUCAACCUUUCUGUGAGAUGAAAUAAUGACGUAGGGUAAUGGAGUGUAUUUUUGCAUCUUCCUCCAUCUCUCAGUGGUGCUAAUCACAGUGUUUUUCUCCCUACUUUACCUGCUGCUCUGCUGCUCACGGACAUGGACUAUCUGUCACCCCAUUUCAGCUGUGUUUUAAAAACAUAUUCUGAGUGCCUGUUUGGCUAGCUGGAUGACCUACAUAGUUAUAGAGUCUAUUGACGUCAUGUGUAUUGCUCCUCCUGCUCAGGUCAAACAGACCUCUGAUUGACUUUGAUUGUUCUCACCAUAUGAGAUUGUACUCACUCUACAAUAAAUUGUAUUUCUCUCUACCCCCCCCCUCUCUCUCUCUCUCUCUCUCUCUCUAUUCUCUCUCUUUCUCUCUCUCUCUCUCUCUCUCUCUCUCUCUCUCUCUCUCUCUCUCUCUCUCUCUCUCUCUCUCUCUCUCUCCUCUCUCUCUCUCUCUCUCUGCCCUCCCCUCUCUUUUUCUAACUACUGUUUUCUCUCUUUGUUGGGUGAAAGUAUCACAGGGGGUUGAAUCGAUGUUAGACUUCAAUGUAUUAGAUAUUCCCCAGGCUCUAAUGUGUGUCUCCUGCUCCUCUCUCCUCUCCUGUUCUCAGGUGGGACUGAAGGACAACCCAGCAGUGGACCCCAUUAUCCACGGCCUGAGGGGCGUGGUCCAUCAUGGUGAGUGACACUUCCAUCACCCAAUCAUUCCAGGAGGGACUAUGAAUUGACCAGUCAUUGACCAACAACAUUUGUUCAUUGAGGAUCACAACAUUAUUUUUGCAAGGUUGCAUGUAACACUGUAAUAUCUCAGCCUCUUUUAAUUCGUGUUUCAGUCAUUGGGUAGUCAAAUUUUUUUUUUUGCAACUGCCUAAUUAUAUCAAACAUACCCCAGGUUGCCCCCAGGAGUCCCGACAGACAAAAUAAACUAUUAGGAAUAUUAAUAUUGGUUCUGCCCACCAUUUUUAGCAGAUCUGCCAGAGACAAUUCAAGCCUUGUCUGAAUAAGACCAGAGGGAAAUGGGUGUGUCCCUGGUGUAGUGAUUAUAGUUGGGUAAUUGUUUGAACUCUGAUAUGAGAUAAAGCUGCUAAAUCUGACAAGAAUUGUGUUAUAAGGGUGAAGGCUUAAGGCACUCGACAGGCUAAGAUAAAGACUGCUCUGGUCUUUGAUUCAGUGAGCUCUCACUGAUGUAGAAGGGCUGUGUAACUUUGAACUACUGAUACAUUAAGAACGUGUCAUACAGACAGAACUAUAUAUCGUAAAAAAAUGCAGAAUUAUAUUGCAUGAUGAUGAUGAUGAUGGUGAUAACAAUAAUGAUGAUGAUACAAUCUUCGUCGUCACAUUAUGUUUAGUGUAACCAGUGAAAGGCAUCAUCUUCAAUAUCAUAAUUAUCCUCCCCAUUAAUUUCACAAUGACAGUCACCAUGACAGUCACAAUGAUAGUCCCAUUGUCUUCCUGUCUUUGAUGCCAUUUGUUAUUACUGAGGGCUCUGGCGGUGUCCUGUGGUGAGAGGGUGGAGAGAUGAUGGGACUAGAGAGGAGGAGAGAGUGAGUGUGAUGGGAAAUGGGAAACGGGAGGGAAUGGGAGAGAGGACAGGAGAGAGGGAGUGUGAUGAUGGCAGUAUAAAGGAGGAGGGACUCUGAGGCAGGAGAUAUGACAGGAGAGGAGAAGGGGAGGAAGUGUGAAUGGAGAGAAGAGGAAAGAAGGGAGUGUGCUGGGAGAGGAAAAAAAGGAGGGAGGGAGAGAAUGUGACGGGAGAGGAGAGGGAGGAAGAGCUAAGGCUGGGAGAGAGGAGGCAGGCUGUGGCGUGCCCAGGGCCAGGCAGCGUGACGGGGGGUGAGAUAUGCACUGUCUUUAUCAGAGACAGAUAUGACCGUGGGGUCCCCCGCCUUCCUCAUCUCCCACUUUCCUCCCCCGCUGACAGGCCUGUCUCUUGCUGUCUCCCAGUUGUGAAUGGAGAGAUGUAUUUUCAGCUCUGUUGCCGCCACACGGGGAGGGGACAGACACGGAGGGAGGGAGAGGAGGGAGUAAGAGGGAGGGAGACUCUCAAGAUUUAUGGAUUUGAAUUAAGCAUUCUCAUACACACACAUACUCACAAACUCACACACAAACUUCCAGCAAACUAAUAGCAAAACACAUGCAAAGUUCUACACAAUUAUUCCUUCCAACACAGUGUUUACCCUAUAUUCAUUUAUUUUUUAUUCUGCCGAGACGUGCUUUUAAGAUCACAGUGACAAGUUACAACAAGUGACAUAUCUUCCUCAGAUUCUCAUCAGAUCGUUCCAGAAACCUUCACGGUAACUACACUGAACAAAAAUAAAAAAAAUGCUACAUGCAACAACUUCUAAGAUUUUACUGAGUUACAGUUCAUAUAAGGAAAUCAGUCAAUUGAAAUAAAUAAAUUAGGCCCUAAUCUAUGGAUUUCACAUGACUGGGAAUACAGAUAUGUAUCUGUUGGUCACAGAUACCUUUAAAAAAAGGUAGGGGCGUGGAUCAGAAAAUAAGUCAAUAUCUGGCGUGACCACCAUUUGCGUCAUGCAGUGCGACACAUCUCCUUCGCAUAGAGUUGAACAGGCUGUUGAUUGUGGCCUGUGGAAUGUUGUUCCUCUUGUCUUCAAUGGCUGUGUGAAGUUGCUGGAUAUUGGCGGGAACUGGAACACGCUUUCGUACAUGUCGAUCCAGAGCAUCCCAAACAUGAUCAAUGGGUGACAUGUCUAACGAAUAUGCAGGCCAUGGAAGAACUGGACCAUUUUCAGCUCCAGGAAUUGUGUACAGAUCCUUGUGACAUUGGGCCGUGCAUUAUCAUGCUGAAACAUGAGGUGAUGGCAGCGGAUGGAUGGCACAACAAUGGGCCUCAGGAUCUCGUCACGGUGUCUCUGUGCUUUUAAAUUGCCAUCGAUAAAAUGCAAUUGAUGCCAGUGGCCAUCAAAGGUGAGCAUUUGCCCACUGAAAUCGGUUACGACUCCGAACUGCAGUCAGGUCAAGACCCUGGUGAGGACGACGAGCACGCAGAUGAGCUUCACUGAGACGGUUUCUGACAGAUUGUGCAGAAAUUAUUUGGUUGUGCAAACCCACAGUUUCAUCAGCUGUCCGGCUGGCUGGUCUUAGAUUAUCCUGCAGGUGAAGAAGCCGGAUGUGGAGGUCCUUGGCUGGCGUGGUUACAUGUGGUCUGCGGUUGUGAGGCCGGUUGGACGUACUGCUAAAUUCUCUAAAACGACAUUGGAGGCGGCUUAUGGUAGAGAAAUUAACAUACAAUUCUCUGGCAACAGCCCUGGUGGACAUUACUGCAGUCAGCAUGCAAAUUGCACACUCCCUCAAACCUUGAGACAUCUGUGGCAUUGUGUUGGGUUAAGGAAGGAUCACAUAAUUCCAUCAAGGUCAUCAGGCGGGAUCAGCCAAUGCAUUAUACUCUUGAGCAAACAUCCCAUAACUGCAGGUGGCAGUAAAUCCCCAACUUUGGCUUUAUACCUGUUCAAACAACACUCCAGGUGGCAGUAUGCACCCUUUCAGUUUGUUUACCAACUCGUAUAAGUAGUCGAAGAAGAAAAUGGACUACUUCAAAAUGGAGAUGGCCUCAAUAGCACUGCCCAUGCUCACAGACGCCAUAAUGGGACAGAUACAAUGUUGCGUCCUCUAACUAUCUCUAUGAGCCAACCCUAUUAAUAGAUGUAUGUAAUGAUUGUUAGCUAAGAUACGGUAAUGUUACGCUAGCUAAAUAAUUUUUGGGGUUAGUAUAGAAUUGUCUGGUGAUGUCAUUGAGUUCAAGAGAUAAAAUUAAACAAAGGAAGAGAACAUCAUUUAAUUUUCAGCCAUUUAUGUUAGAAUGUCCUUUAAAAAAAGUCCCCAGAAGUGACCUUCUCACAGCCGUUCAACAACACCCCCCCAACCCUUCUCAUAGUCUUUCAACAAUCCCCCCCCCCACCCCCUGCCACCGCUGCUGAAAAAAAUCCUAAGGGAAACACUGCAACACAUCCUAUCCCAUUCCCUGGGAUCCAUCCACAGGUAGACACACUAACAAACACUUGUUUGAAGAAAAUAAGAAGUGCUGUGAGAACGUUGUGAAGCCAUCUUCUGUUUUCAAUGGCUCUGUGUGUUUCCUGUGUCUCAAAGGAAGGCCUUUUAAUUGUAAUAUUAGCGUCGCGGCGACGGAGCUCAUUCUGCUGGUAUUUUAAGCACACGGGCCUGUGGAACAGGAAAUCUGUCUGCUCAAGUACGGUAAUCAUCCAUUAGGUUCCUUCGUUACUUAGUCUUAAUAUUUAAUUAUACGGCAAGGGCAGGUACAGAAUCUAGGCGCAAAGACACGUCCUCGGGACACAAAUCAGGAAACACCAAGUGCUUACAGACACAGUUCUGAGUAUCUGUGUGUGUGUGCUUGCGUGAGAUCAUGCAUGUGUGUGUGUGUGUGUGUCUGUGUGUAGUUUACAGCUCAGAUAUCUCUUGUGCAGGAGACAGAUGUUGCGAGUGGAUUUAAGCUGGGGCCAGUCAACACAUGCAUGUACAUUAAAAACCCACAAGGCGUUGUCUGGCUUUAAUCUUAAUAGAACAAUGUAAAUCCUUUGUUCAUUCAUUUCCUAUUUGAAUAAGCACGAGAAGAGUGCAGAAGACUGAAAGAAACUGUACACUCAGUACAGUGGUUGCCCAUCUACGCAUGCAAAUCAUAGGGUACAUUGUAAAUAUGCAGUGAGCCACAGCCUUUUUUCUGUCUGAUGACGUGGGGGAUUUGAGCUGUGAAAAGGUACUGGGGCAUAAUAUGAAGAUUUAGGAGUGAUUCAAGUUGAUCUACUAAUAAAUACGUCUCAGCUGUAUGAGACAGUGGUGUCUUGAUGCUGGAUAUGAAGGAGGUAAAGGAGAGCGGGGCUGAUGGGGUGACAUACUGUACUCCCCCAACCCUGUACGUCAUUGUAUUCUCUUGCAUAUACUGUAUGUACAGUAUAUGUACAUGGCCCAGUGUUAGCUCAGUGUCAGUCAUUGUUUGCUCAGUGAACCGUUCUUUCUCAGUGGUCUCCUGUGACAGUGCUGAAAUUAACUCCCCGCUCCUCACUGGCAUUACAAGUCCAUUAAUUCAGCGUCUCAAAGUGGCUUUGAAGUCUCCACUGACUAGGCACUCUCCAACCCUGAUUGGAAAUGAAUUUAUAAAGGCUGAAAUAGCUUACCAUACAGUAGACUACAGUACAUUAUGUGAGGCUAGCUAGUGGUACAGCUGUGGUAGUAGCAGUAGUAUAGUGCCUUCCUUGCCACUGUGCCUGCUUCUAUCUGUCCUCUAUUCUCCAGCAGUGGCUUUAAUCCCCCAGCUCUCCCAUUCACAUCCAAUCUGAUGCGGCUCCGUGGCGCAUUGCUAGCACGCUAAGCCCCUUUUUCAUCCCUGCCCAAUAGGAUUCCCAGUUUAGUUAUGUAUUGAAAAUGUGGGGCAGGAGGAUUCAUACAGUCAUUUUGUUUUGUUUCCUCGCCACAUGUUUGGAGGUUAUUUACAUUGUUAUCUCUAUUUGGAGGGGGGGGGGGGGGGGGACUCCUCAUUGUUGGUCAUGAAAAGUUAUGGCACAAGAGGUUUGGCCCCUCUCUCUUUAUCACUAUCCUGAGCAAAGUGUGGAUGCCAUUGUUGUCUUUGACUGAUAAGCAUUGCCAUCACAACAGGAUUUUGGAAGGAAAUGGGCCGGUUUUGUCCUCAGUGGGAUUGAUCAGCUAUAAGAGAAGUAUUUGUGUCAAGCUUGAGUCGUCCAUUGGGUUCUGAUGUAGCCUGGGACACUGGGGCCAGAUCCAGUGGUUACACACACCAGCUCUGACUCAGGCCUGGUUGAAUAAUCCUCAUGGCAGCCAAACUAGACUACUUGCAUCAGUACUAGAGGGUUAUACCCAGAGGUGUAGUCCAGGGUAUACGCUGGUAUACGGCGUAUACCUACUUAUUUUUCAGUCAGCAUUGCGUAUACCCAGUGGUGUAGUGGAGGGUAUACGCAGGUAUACGCAGUAUGCCCACUUAUUUUUCAGUGGGCAUUUCGUACACUCACUUCUUAAUCCCCACUGAUGUGUAUCAAAGUAGUGUGGUGGAGGUAUACGCCAUCUCAAUUAAUAAGGCUGAUGGAACUGAUCAGAAUGUUUAGCUUAAAAUGUUGAAACUAUUAUUUCUCCACAUUUUACGCGCAGCAAUGUGCACACGGCGGAAGCCUACGCGUGAACGUUCUAACACGCGAUUGCGGAAUAAACACCGUUCUAAAAAUGCGCACCGCACAUACGAGUGGUUUCAUGGACAGAGAUGGAAAUAUCCGUUAGAAAUGUAGAAAGAGGUGGGAUUUAAAGAUGCAACAACUGUAAUGUGUUGCUAAUAUGACUAUGCCUUUGGCUGCUAGACAAUGAAAGAAAGUUGAACAGGAGAACGCAUAAUGAGUAUGUCUUUAUAAAAAUAAUUGCCUCCACGUUUCUAUGGUGGGAUUUUGGCUAUAGGCUACUACUUUGAAGCUAGGUAAGACAUGCAUCACAUAAUGAAGUAAAACGUUCAGGUGUCAAAUAAUUAAGGAACAGGAAAAAUAUAGCACUGCUAAUGAUAGGUCUAACUGUCUUCUGGUAGAUGGAAAGGCUUUCCCAAAAAUCUCCUUUAUUAAAUGUUAACUAGCUACAAAGUAGCCUAUGCCUACCUGUCAGAAUGAUAUGAUGAUUAUUUGUAUCAAUCUAGUGUCCUUUUUUUUUUUGCGUACUCCAUCUCAUGUGCAACAGAAACACCACUAACCAAACAAAAGUGCCUGCACACUUGAAUUAAAGGACAACUACACUCAAAAAUCAAAUUUCUUCAAAAGUGGUCUCCUGAUGUUGUUCAAGCAUUGUUAUGGACUUAGAAUAUACAAUUGUGAUUUUCUUCUGUAAAAAAAAACUGUGAGAGCAAAAACCUGAAAAAAUGGGGGAAAAUCUGAAACCUUUGAAUUUCUGACUCAUUCAGAGUGUAUGUCACUGUUUUUCAUAGAACUUUUCACACAGGGCGCCUUUCCUUCGCCGGGCGGGCCAUUUGGACAUUUCUUGGCAAAAUUAGAGUAUACCCACUUCUCCAGGCAAAAUUAGAGUAUACCCACUUCUCCAGGCAAAAUUAGAGUAUACCCACUUCUCCAGGCACCACUACACCACUGGUUAUACCUAUACUCAAUGAUUCAGUGACAAAGAGAAAAAAAAUCCCCAUGACCCUGUUUACGCCAAUCAAUAAGGAUAUUUUCUAAUUCCCAAGCAUUGUAGUAUAGAGAUAGUGACUGUAUGUGGCUGUGACUGAAUGGUCAAUACUGUUUCCUUGUGUCACUGUGCUUGUUCUCCCCCAGAGAAAGAAACCUUCCUGGAGCCUUUUGUUCUGAGGGACCUGUUGCCAUCAUCGUUGGGGAGUUACUACCGCUACACAGGCUCUCUCACAACCCCACCCUGCAGCAAGGUGGUUGAGUGGAUCGUCUUCAACAGACCUGUGUUCGUCUCCUACAAACAGGUGAGUCACUUUAUCUCUCUCUCGCUCUCGUUCUCUCUCACACACACACACACACACACACACACACACACACACACACACACACACACACACACACUGACUUCUUUCCUUUGACUAAUGGCCUCCUUCUUCCAGGAGCUUUAAUUUGCUCACAUACCUAAUGUGUGAUGUUUGCAUUUGUGACUGGGUUGAGACAGACAUGGUUAGUAAUGUGAUGGUGCAGUUUCUGGCCUCGCUGGGUCCUUCUCUCCUCCCCAACAGUCCAGGAACAUUUGUCCAACUUACAUUCUAAUGAGGCCAAAUGAGUUAGAAGAAGCCAAAUGUGGACGAAGUAUUGGCUUCAUAUAAGGGGACACAGCAGGAGAGGAAGAGAGAAAGAGAGAUAGGGAGAAAGAAGAGAGGAGAGAAAAAGAGCGAGAGAUGGAGAGGUAAAGAGAGAAAGAAGGAGAGGAAGAGGAGGAAAAGGACUGUGAGAGAGGGAAUGUGUGGGCUGUGGUGUUGAGGGGUGGCCGAGCGUUGCCCCCUGUGAGCGUGCUCGGUGGCAGACCAUGUUUAUCUGCCAGAGCUUAGUCAAGGCCCAGACAGCUCUGAAGCUGUGGAGGAGAGGCGCUGCCUGGCUCUGGGCCCACAGAGAGAUAGGUCAUUCAUACAUAAAGCUUUAUAACCACUUGAAUACCACUAGCUCACCGUUAGUCAGCUUCACAUUCCCCUUACAUACUGUCUGGCUAGAUAACAUACUGGCUGCUACAUAGAGCUCAGCUGAAGAUAAAUUACCCAUAAGCAACAGCAUAUCCUACUGCUGAAUGCAAAAUACCACACUAGUACAUAGGUCUAUGCACCCUUAAUAGCUAGCAUAAAGGUGGGCAGUCACAGCAGCUGCGUGCACAGUACGGCUAGCAAUAAGACUACCACAUACACUUCAAUCCUAUAUAAAACCAGCAAUACAUUCACUGUAUGCAUACAGCUAGAAUAAACGGGUCUUCACACACACAGCCAGAAGAAGAUGGGUCUAAGGCACUGCAUCUCAGUGCUUGAGGCAUCACUACAGACCCCCUGGUUAGAUUCCAGGCUGUAUCACAACCGGCCGUGAUUGAGAGUCCCAUAGGGCGGCGCACAAUUGGCCCAGCGUCGUCCGGUGUAGGCCGUCAUUGUAAAUAAGAAUUUGCUCUUAACUGACUUGCCUAGUUAAAUAAAGGUAAAAUCAAAAAUCAAAAAAAUUAAAGUUUCACUAUUAUAACCUACUGUACAAAUGAGUUCAUUUUCUAAUGGGGGACAUUACAAUAUUCUGUAAAAGGAUCAUUUAAAAUUAGCAAAUGUUAUUUUACUCUUGAAUACAAUGAUAAAUCGCAGACAUGUUUUACAAUAGGGUGUUAAUGGGAGCUCAUGGUGCUUCUUCACCAGAGGACAGCAGGUGUCUCAUAGCAGAGUAGAGGGGAUUUGUCUGUUGUCAUCCUCUGAAUUAUAAGAGAGCGGAGAGGCAGUGGAGAGAAGAUGAAAAACAGCAUGGAGGAACUCUGAGCAUGACCUUUUGGAUUAUUUGAUUUUGCCUGAGAUCCAGUCAACAAUGAAUAAUACUCUGUCAUAUAUAUAGAAUAUACAAUGGGGGUUUUUUCACAGCACCUCUACAGACUUUCCUGGUAUAAGAAGUCUUUUUUUAGACUUUCCUGAGAGACGGCGGGCUAGCUAGUUACCAUGAUCGACACAUGAGAGGUGAUAAACAGGACUUACAGGGGCUCUAUCCAUCCAGGCAGCACGUCCUUCCUUCCUGUCACUGGGAUCCCUUAUCAUUACCGUUCCUGUCAUCUAUCCUCCAGAUGUUUACCCCUGACCCAUUAGUCAGUCUUUUUUAUUUUAUUUAACUUGGCUUUGAAGUCUAUUGUUACCACCUUCCCUGUCCUGAGGUUUGAAGAAAACAUCAUUGUCCAAGAUGAAAGAACAUGGAAAGAAGACACAGUGCACUCCCUCUCCCCUGUCUGUCUCUCCCUCCCUCCCUCCCUCCCUCCCUCCCUCCCUCCCUCCCUCCCUCCCUCCUCUCUCUCUCCCUCCCUCUCUCUCUCCCUCCCUCCCUCCAUCUCAGUCUUUUGUUCUUGAUCAGUGGUGGAAGUAGGUCAUUGGAAAUGACAGAUGUAGCUUAAGGGUGGCUUUUAAAGCAGAUCGAUGCUCAGCUAUUCCAUAGUGACAGCUCUGCCUAAAAUGCUUCCACUUGUAACAUCUGGACUGUGUGUGUGUGUGUGUGUGUGUGUGUGUGUGUGUGUGUGUGUGUGUGUGUGUGUGUUGUGUGUGUGUGUGUGUGGUGUGUGUGUGUGUGUGUGUGUGUGUGUGUGUGUGUGUGUGUGUGUGUGUGUGUGUGUGUGUGUGUGUGUGUGUGUGUGUGCCACGCCGGGCCACUUAACCCUCUGCUCUCCCCAUCACAGAUGCCUUUCUCACUAGUCACAGAAGUGUGUGUGUGUUCGCGCAUGUGUCAUGGCGUGUUUGCGUGAGUGUGUGCGCCGUCACUCCUGGAAGGAUUAGUCUCCAAUCGCACUGUGGUUUCCACACAAAGACAGAAAUCCUCUGGCAGGCCUGGAAGAGAUUUCAACCCCAAUAAGCUGCUUUUUCAGGAGGGUGAUGCCAUAUUAGGGAUUAGCAGAUUCUAGUCUGAUUAAGAGAUUUGGUGGAGAGCAGCGUAUUGCUUCGACACGGCCUGGCUUGAGCCUGUGUGGUCUGUGCCAGGGCUGGAGGCUACUGAUGUUUAGCAGAUCAGCCAUGAUGCUAAUGCAGCCUAUAGAAGGUCUCAGCCUACGGGACAUCACAGGUGGCCUACCAAAGAAGGGAAGGUACGUUAUUAUUCUGCUGGAAUACAUCUUCUCUAUACUGACAGAUGAGAGAGAUCUGUGGUGCACACACAUACACACCCUCCACACCCACUGUAGGGGGUAGUCAUUGAGCUGAGUAUUCCCCAGGCCUCCAGUCUCAGUCUGCUUAGUAAACACACACAGAGCCGAGCAGACAGGGAAGUGUUCCAACUCUCUCUCUGUAACCAUACCGACUGCUUGUUUAUCCCACAACCUCACUCCCACUCCCUGACCAAAUCACACACUGAGGAAAUGAGACCCUCCCUCCCUACAUCUCUCUUUCUCUCUCCGCCUGUUUUCACUCUAAAUCGACUGUGUGUUUUUCACAUGAGCAGUCUCAGCUCACGUUGUUUCUUUAGCCAUCAGCGUGUCAUCAUGAUGUUGACAGACAGACUUUGCACUCAUCAUCUUAAACUGCAGCUCUUAAACCGCUCGGCAGAUUAUUAUGAUUUUCCUGGAACCCUGCUCCUGGUCAGAUAAUGGUUAUUCUGUGGUUGUGGUUGUUCUUUUCUGAGCUGAGGAGAGGAGAGGACAGGAGGGGGACAGCUGGUCAUGUUUUUCUGUUUGCUUCAUGAACACUAUUCCCCUGAUUAGGCUGUGCUAGCUUGGCCCUGCACGCCUCAGACUCUCAGCUAGGAACAAGAUUACAACAUUACACAUGUAUGGGCAAAGGAAAAUAGGAUCUCACUGUGCAUUGGCUGCUUGAAAGAUGCCAUGAACAAAACAAAUCAGAUCAUGAAUCCAAUUUUCCAGUUGAAAUGAUGUCAGAGGUUUCAAUAUCCUCAGAAUGUAUUAUGGUAAUUUCUCUCCUCCUUAAUGUGUGUGUUUUUCCUUCUGCCUCUCUCUUCCUCUCUCUCUCUUUCUCUCUUUUUCUCUUUUUCGUUCUCUACCUCUCUCUUUCUCUAUCUCUUUUAGCUGGAGGCGUUCUACUCCAUCUUCACCACAGAGCAGCAGGACCAUGUGAAGUCUGUGGAAUACCUGAGGAGCAACUUCCGGCCAAUCCAGAGCCUUGACAACCGUGAUGUCUUCAAGUCCGCAGUCAGAGACGCCUGGCUACCUGACCUGACAGACAGCCUGGGCAACCCGUACGGAACAGAGGCAUCCAAAGGUAAGGCAGGACCACACACAUGAUUUGAUACUGCCCAUCCUGGUUACAGUCCAAUCCACAUGCUUCUUAUUCAAAGUAACACCAAGGUGAAUAGCAUAGAAUUGUUAGUUUUUAGACAUUUAAGGAGACUUUUGAGUAAAAUUGUAUUCAAAGAUUGGAGCACAGCACAUUGUUGCUCUCCAGUGAACGCUUGCUCAUACCAAAAUGUGAAUGCCUCAGAAUCCCUAAGGUACAAUCCAACAUAUCCUGACUCUGCCAUUCUGGAAUUUUCUCUGUUGGUUUGGGACAAACGAGGAGUGUUGCUCCCCUACCAUACGGUACUGGGAGGCCCACGAGUGGCCAGUCUUUUACUGGCUCAUUACUGGUUCCAGUACAACAUGUCUCCCUACACAACAUGGAGUGUGGUUACAUGCUUCACGUCUCCUGCGACCCUCUCACACAGUGAGCUAGCACCUGUCUGAACUGCAUGACCACACCAUUCUGGUUGCAGACAGAAUAACGGUGUGCCUGUAGAGGGACCUGCCACCUAUUCACUCCACUGCACAGCCCCUGCUGCUUUUGUGUGUGUGUGUGUGUGUGUGUGUGUGUGUGUGUGUGUGUGUGUGUGUGUGUGUGUGUGUGUGUGUGUGUGUGUGUGUGUGUGUGUGUGUGUGUGUGUGUGUGUGUGUGUGUGUGUGUGUGUGUGUGUGUGUGUGUGUGUGUGUGUGUGUGUGUGUGUGUGUGUGUGUGUGUGUGUGUGCGUGCGUGCGUGCGUGCGUGCGUGUAUGUGUGCACUUCAGUGCUUCCAAAACUGUACUACACAAGGAAAGCACAAUCACAAUGUGAUAGCAUCAUGCUUCCCCAAGAUGAGUAGCCUAGUAGAAAGGGAACGUUCCAAUCCAGCACUCUUCCUCAUAGCUCAUUGUGUCACAGCUGACAAAUGACACAAUUCCAUCAAAUCAAGAACAGACUGCAGCCUUUCUCUACCUCCAGCUCAAUGUGUUGCCGGACCCGUGUGCCACUCACCACUGUGAACGCGAUCAGCCUGAAAAUUGUGCUCUAUGUUUUUAAGUGCAGGUGUGCGUGUGUGUGUGUGUGUGUGUGUGUGAGAGAGUGUGCGUGCAUGCGUGCGUGUGUGCGUGGUGUGUGUGUGUACAUGCGUGUGUUUGUGUCGGAAGUCCUUUACUCCAUUCCCUCUGCCCUUGAAACACAAAGGGGAAUGGUAUAAUAAUAAUAUGCCAUUUAGCAGACGCUUUUAUCCAUUUUUACAUAUGGGUGGUCCCGGGGAUCGAACCCACUACCCUGGCGUUACAAGCGCCAUGCUCUACCAACUGAGCUAUAGAGGACCACGGUAUGCUAUGAACUGCUACAGUGAAGGCAGGUAGCUUAGUGGUUAAGAGCGUUGUGCCAGUAACCGAAAGGUCGCUGGUUCUAAUCCCCGAGCCGACUAGGUGAAAAAUCUGUCGAUGUGCCCUUGAGCAAGGCACUUAACCCUAAUUGCUCAUGUAAGUCGCUCUGGAGAAGAGUGUCUGCUAAAUGACACAAAAAAAAAAAAAAAAAAAAAAAAGGACUGAGUGACUACUUAGAAGUCUCUGGUCAAGGAGCUAUUCUAUUCUGUCACCUACUAGCCUGUAGAAUGGCUGCUAAUGAAAAAGGGAAAUCAAGAAACAUUACCAGGUCCUGGAGAGCCCAAUAUCUCUGUAAUGAUCGCAAUUAGAAUUAAUUUAGGUGCUCUGAAGUAACUCACUAAUCCACAGACAAAAAGCUUAGGAGAUUUCCAUCCAUCCAUCAAACAAUUAUUUUUCCCCAUUUAUGGGCAUGGAAAAUUGAUUGGCGGCACAGCGAGCUGUCACCCGGAGAGUGAUGGGAUGGAGGGAUGGAGGGGUAGAUGAUAAUUGGGAUGGAGAGUGUGAUGGCUGUCAUUCCUUCCAACAAUAGAGGCAUGGAAUUGAAGCCUAAGGGGUGAAAUGAGCUCCCAUGGCUUUAGCCGGGGUGAAUUAACUGAUCAGUUCCAAAAACACAAGGGUUUGGAGUGGGUUUAGAAGGGGAUGGAGGGUCUGUUGGAUCUAUUCCCCCCCCCCCCCACAGUAGUUAGGAUUUUAAGAGACGACAAGGGAAGGGAUGGCAAGCCAUGGUUUAACGUAGGUCAGCUGACGUAAUAGUUUUUGAACAGCUUCAGUGUGCCUUGGUAUGUAUUCUACAAGUGUCUGUAUCUAAUGGAGGGAUGAGACACCAUUCUUUCACGAGAAAUUCCAUCACUUGGUGUUUGUUGAUGGUGGUGGAAAACACUGUCUCAGGCACCGCUCCAGAAUCUCCCAUAAGUGUUAAAUUGGGUUGAGAUCUGGUGACUGAGACACACACACCCAUACACCCACACACACACACCCACAAACAAACACACACACACACACACACAAACACACACACUCACACAUACACACACCCUUUAAAACCCCUAUGCUGCUUUGAGACCCCUCUUUCAAAGUAACUGAGAUCUCUUCUUCUAGCCAUGGUAGCCCAUGUAAUGGGCAACUGGGCUUUUAUAUACAUGAGCAUGAUGGGAUGUUAAUUGCUUAAUAAACUCAGGAACCCCACCUGUGUGGAAGCACCUGCUUUCAAUAUACUUUGUAUCCCUCAUUUACCGACGUGUUUCCUUUAUUUUGGCAGUUACCUGUAGCUAUUACACAGUUCUGACCCCACAGGAAUGUUCUGAGUAUUUAGUUGUGUGACAUACAUCCUGAAGUAAGCUCUUUGAAGUUCCAGAAAGGUAGCUGGCUCUCUCACCGUACUCUCACUCCUUCAUAUUAGCCAUUCAUCUACCAGCAUGGUCAGAUAACCACAUGGCCACAGAUCACCUUCCGCCUUUAAACUGCCUCUCACAUCUCUUAAGAGACAUCCUCUCCUCUUUGGUGGCCAGUAUGAAAGAAUGAUGUCCCCCUUGCCAUCACUACCUUUCCUCUGUGUGUGUGUGUGUGUGUGUGUGUGUGUGUGUGUGUGUGUGUGUGUGUGUGUGUGUGUGUGUGUGUGUGUGUGUGUGUGUGUGUGUGUGUGUGUGUGUGUGUGUGUGUGUGUGUACAUGCAUUUGUGUGUGUCGGAAGUCCGUUACUCCAUCCCCUCUGCCCUUGAAACACAAAGGGGAAUGGUAUGCUAUGAACUGCUACAGUGAAGGACUGAGUGACUACUUAGAAGUCUCUGGUCAAGGAGCUAUUAUAUUCUGUCACCUGGAUCCUGUAGAAUGGCUGCUAAUGAAAAAAGGAAAUCAGGAAACAUUACCUGGUUCUGGAGAGCCCAAUAUCUUAGUAAUUAUCACAAAUUUCAAAUGUAGGUGCUCUGAAAUAACUGUCUGUGCACUCUGCUGUACUAUUGCUGCAAGCCCCCAUCUAUCCGCAGUCAGGUCACACCAGAUCCACUGCAGUAUUAGACGUUUGUCCAGGUCCCCAGGACUUCAAGAGAUGCUAGGGUCAACGUGAGCGCCUAUGACCAUCUAGUAGGCUCACGGCUUGCUAGGGUGUUGUGGAUGGGUAUUGAGGUAGUGCUUGAACCGCGAGCUACAUCUCUGAGGAUCGCAGGUUCAAUCCCAGUGCUAGGUACUCAUUUGUAUUUUUUCCGUUUUAACCUUAACCUUAUCCCAAACCUUAACCCUUACAUUAACCAGUUGGAAUUAAUCCCUACAUUUAAUCGUCAAGUUUUUAUGUUUAUCCCCCCCUCUGGACAAACAUUGAAUACUGAAGUGAGACAGUGAGAUCUUGUUGCUAUCAGAGUGGAGUCAUGAGGGGCUAUGGGGCCUGGGAGGGAUGAAGGAGAGAUCCUCUUAUGCCUUUCAUCACAGCAAUGCCACCUUACCUACUGCCCCCUAUUCACCUCUCUCACCUCUCUCUCUUGUCUUUCUAUUUCUCUAUCUCUCUCUAUCUCUCUCUCACACACAUGAGUCUGAGAGACUUUCUCUGAGAGUGACAGUGCAGGCUGACCCACCCCAGCUAGGUGUUAUCUAGAGGACACCCUGUGUGUGUGGAGGUCGAACAGGUUCCAUUGGCUAAGCCAGCCAGGCAGGCAGGCAGCAGUACAGGGGUAGAGGGGAGUGACUAAUCACUUUGAUAAUGCCAAACCACAACUGCUAUUCAUCAGGAUAUUAUUGGAUGACCGCAUUGCUACUAUUUAUGACUAAUUAAUUAGUCACACACAACUCAUAAUAGGCUAUUCUUAGGUAUGAGCCUGCUUUAUCAUUCCACAAUAACAGUGAGUGUACUCACACAUAUCAACGCUGUUUGUUUAGACCGUGUGUUGUAUUCAUCCUUGGGCUAUUAGUAAUAAUAAAGCUGAUGAUAAAAAUGUAGACAGCAUUUGGUUCUUUAGUCUAGUCUGUCUGUCUUCACUGGGUGGAAUGACGUCUGUUCAGGUGAGGGAGUUCUGAGAGAAAUAAAGCAGAUCUCUGGAAGAUUUCCCUGUGAAUAAAACAGGGUUUGAUUAUUGAAGUGAUAUUUUCAGCUUCCUGACAUGCUGAGGAAUUAAUCCCUCUGCUGUGGAGACUACAGAGCCAUGGAGCUGCCUGGCUGCAUUUGACGCCAUGCAACAUCUUGCAGAGCUGAGGACUCGGCACUCUGCUCAUUCUGGUCAAACAGAGACAUCUAGUGGACAUAUGAGGAAACAACACUGCUUCUGAACUGACCCACAGUAUGAUUUAUGGAGGCAUGCAUAUAUAUAGGGAAUAGGGAGAUAUAAAACCUAGAUGGAAGGCCUGGAGGCACGUAUAUAUGAGUCUGUAUUGUUUUAGCCCUAAGACGGAUGCUGCUGUCUGGUGGAACAGCUCCAUAAGUCACAGAACUACCUCAAAGCCUAGAUAGCACAGAUCCACACACAUCUCUCAUCUCUCUCGCUCUCUGUUCAUUGCAUCUUUGUCACUUUCAUCGAUCUCAUGUGUCUACAUGGACUGUAUGUGUGUGUGGCGAAUAUACAUACAUGUGUGUGUCCAUGCGUGUGUGGUGGGUUCUCCUAUCCUCCGGCAGUCCUUUGUCUGACAUUACAGAUCGUUGUGGGACCACAGUGUAAGAACCUCUUUCUUUUUUCCUUCUCUUUUCUCUCCCACAUCUCCCCUACUCCCUCCCUAUACCUCUCUUUCCCACCCUCUCUCUCUCUCUCUCUCUCUCUCUCUCUCUCUCUCUCUCUCUCUUUCCCUCCUCUCUCUCUCUCUCAGUGUGCAGCAGUGCUCCCAUCAACAUGAAGGUGCAGCAUCUGAACCGCACGGCCCUGGUGGUGCGAUGGACCCGGCCAGAGUUCACCUACCACCCGCCAAUCAUCUCCUUCCUCAUCUCUUACAGCUGGACCAAACACGAUGAGUCCUACGAGGAGACACACAUCACCGACAGCCAAAACAAACUGGUCAGUUUUUAUCACACUCACACAUGCACACGUUCAAGACAGUGAGUGAAUGAGUGAGACUACAUUAACACAACCCAAAUUACUCUACCACACACAGUGACAAUGCAGAAACUGGUGAGGUAGACUGAAAAAUGAUGAUAAAUUGGCUGCGUAUUAGACUGCGUGUGGAGACCUGCUGUAGUGACACUGUUGGUAGUUUGACCUUGGAACUAGCAUUAUGAAACACCAAUGUAAGGAUCAGAGCCGCCCCCAGCCAUUUAACAGCAGCAGCGCUGGCAUUUGAAACACCCACAGCUCUUUUACUAUCCUGCCAUUGUGUUCCGAUUGGGGGCUGGGAUUUAAUGAGGAGCGGGAGGGAGGGAUUCCUGCCUGCUGAUAGAGGGAGGGAGAACAAGGGACAGCGGAGGAGAGAACAGAGGAGAGAUGUGGUGGUUAUUUUCUUUGAGGGCUGCCCAUCAUUAACAGAAUCUAAUCUCCCCAUGUACCGCAGCCUCUCUUGUCUCAGCCAUUCUUCCUCCUCUCACCACUCCUUCCUGUUCUUUCACUCUUUUUUUAUUAUUUCUCUCAAUCUCCAUCUAUUUCCCUUUCUCACUCUCUUUUGUUCUCUCUUUCUCCCUCCACCUCUCCUCCUUUUCUUUUCAGAUUGUCAUUUCCAUUUUUAUUCUCUGUCUGUUCCCUGGGCACCACCAUUAUGUGGGUCACAUUAGGGAGCGCACGGUACAGCCAGGCUUUAUGAAACCUGUCGUCAGAAUCAAUGGAGAAGCCUACUAAACCACUCCAGCCCUGCUCCAGCCCCACCUUCCUGCCUGCUGCCUGCCGUCCGUCUUUACAGCCCUCUCCUCUUGUAAUAACCGCCUGGGAACAGGGCAGACACAUCCUUAACUGAAUUAAACUGUGCGGAACAUGCAUAAAUCAGGGAGGAGGUGGUGGUGGUGAGGGGAGAACAAACGCUAUUACUUAAUGUAAGAUUUAGUUGUGCGGCGAGCCCUCCCUGGUGAUCGGACACCAGAGAAUGUGAGUUAUGAUAAUAGCCAUUCCUCAUGCAUUUAGCGGUGUAUUGGACCUCCAUCUCCCCACCGUGGGGAUAAUUCAGGCGUGUGAUUUGGAAUGCGUACACCAUAAAGAGGAAAUAGGAAGGGAUACAUUACGAUGUGAGGUGUAACUCAGCCCUGUCUCUACCUCCCAUAUUCAGCCCAGGGUGAUUUAUUGCAUCCUAAUUAAAAAUGGUUUCAGUUGUUUUAUGUAUUGUUGCUACAGUGUUCCUACAAUCUUACCACUCAAUAAUCUGUGGUAAAUCCAGUGUUUGUUGUCUACAGAAAGAAGGAAAGUAGAUAGAGAGAGAGAGAGCUGAGGGAAGAAACGCACUGAGAGAGAGAGUGAGAGAGAGAGCAUAUAUUUUCCCACCAUGCUCUAACCUUCAUUUGUGACCUCUGCCCUCUGUGCUGUGUUGGGGUCAUGGGGGCAGGCUGUGUUAUGUCAUCAUUUUAGCCACGACAGAAUUCUAAGCUAAGCUGUGUGACCUCUCCAGGAAGGUAGCCAGAACUCAUCAAACUGUGUGUGUGUGUGUGUGUGUGUGUGUGUGUGUGUGUGUGUGUGUGUGUGUGUGUGUGUGUGUGUGUGUGUGUGUGUGUGUGUGUGUGUAUACACAGUUUACCAGAAGUCCACACAAGAAUAAUAAACCAACUAAAAUUCAGAGAAGUGAGCACAUUCUGCCGAUCCUCACUUGUAAAAGGCUAUUUUAGGCUUAGGAGUUAGGGUUAGAAUUAGGGUUAAAGUUACGUGUUAGUGGUUAUGGUUAGGUUUAGGAUAAGAGGUUAUGGAAAAUAGGAUUUUGAAUGGGAAUCAAUUGUUGGUCCCCAGAAAGUCCUCAUAAGUAUAGUAAGACAUAGAUGUGUGUGUGUGUGUGUGAGUCUAUAUUACUGUGUGCUCUUGCCACCCACCCUAAGUGUAGGAGUACACACCAUAGAUAUAGAAUCCAUCAUAUUUCUAUGGUACACACACUCCUCCUCUAUAGCAGACAGUCUACUAGCUACAUGGGUUUAGGGGAAGUGUGCAGCAGGAGCCUGCAGCCCUGCUCCAACAAAAACACAGGGACACGUGUAGAUGUGUGUGGUGCUCCUGUGUACUGCUGACGUCCCCUGGUUGUGUGUUACAGGAAGCUGUCAUCACUCCGGUGUCUCCUGACGUGCUGUACCUGUUCCGGGUGCAGGCUGUGUGUAUGAAUGACAUGCGCAGUGACUUCAGCCAGAGCAUGCUCUUCAGAGGUGACUCUUCCUCAUCUUCCUCAUUAUCAUCCUCAUCAUCACCCUCUUUCCUUCAUUUUUUCUUUUCACUUUUGUAAAAACAAUCUGUAAUUAUUUCCCUCACGUUGCAUCGUUCAGUUUAUAUUUAUCUCACAUCUCUUUGUCUCUUGUUUUGUUCCUUUGUUGUCUUGUUUAGUGCUACUCUCCUCCUCCUCAUCACAUAUCUCUGUCUGUCUAAAUGCCUAUGUUGAUUUGUUGCGCAGCUAGAAUCAAUAACAGUAUUACACUGUCUAUACAGUAAACUAUAUGUUGAUUAUCAUUGGUUAAGAAGUUUUAAUUUUAUGGUCUCCUUUCAGCUAACACCACCAGGAUAUUUGAAGGAACAAGGAUAGUUAAAACAGGGAUGGUGAGUGUUGAGUGAACCCUCUGUAGUACUGCCUCUCUCCAGCAGGGAGCAGCACUGUCUCAUUAUCAAACUUCUGUGCUGGAGAGCAUGCAUCCACUGUGACUCAGAUACUCUCAACUAGCCUACUUGUCAGUCCACAGAUGUUAAUGAAAUAUCAAUAUUGAGCAGAAGAUAGCAUAUCACGUACUUGACUUAUUUCUCCUUUCAGUUGAUGAAACAGUUCUACAUUUACAUGAUUACUGAUGGGUUGAUAUGGCAUGUAAAUAUUCUUCCACCAUGGUUCUGCUGCCUGCCUGGUGUGUGUGGAUGGGGGGGGAGAGAGAGAGUGCUGCAGUGCAGGGGGCUGUUGUCUCUGAUUCCCAGGGCUACCCCCACUGUGCCACUACCACUACCGCCCGGAGUGAAGCCAUGGGGGCCGGGAAGAGGAAAUAGGAAGGGAUACAUUAUGAUGUGAGGUGUUGUGUAACUCAGCCCUUUCUCUACUGCCCUGUCUGUCUCUCUUUUCCCUCCUUUUCUUACCCUCUCACCCCUUUUCGCUUGUCGUUUCUUUCUCUAGCCCACCGUCUCUCCGGCCUCUUCAGCUGACAUGGCUCCCAUCAGCUCCGGCUCCUCCACCUGGACCUCCUCCGGCCUCCCUUUCUCCUUCGUCUCCAUGGCGACAGGCAUCGGCCCGUCCUCCAGUGGUAGCCAGGCGACGGUGGCCUCCGUGGUGACCAGUACCCUCCUGGCUGGGCUGGGGUUCAGUGGUGGGGUCAUCUCCUCCUUUCCCAGUUCUGUGUGGCCGACCAAAGCUUCUGCUUCCAGACAGAAUCCCACCGCUGCCCCCCCUCGUCAGCCCACCACCGAACCUGCAGCCUCCCAGAGCGCUGACGCAGCCAAAGACAACGGAGAGGGAGCCGAGGACAGGGAGAAAGGUGCAAAAAGUGAGGGAGAGGAGGGAGAGAAGGAAGGAGAGGAGGAUAAGGAGGAAGACGAGGAGGAGAAAGAGAAAGAGACGAAAGAGAAGAAAGCGACAGUGGCGGACAAGGUAGAGAAGCAGAUGAACAGCACGGUGGUGAAAGAGCAUCCCACGACCGCCCCAGCCUCGACUGCCAAAGAGAAAGGAAGAGAAGAAGGGGACUCUGAGACUAACACCAGCAGCACUACGCCCUCUAGUGCUGUGGAGGACCAGCUGGUGACACACACACAGAGCACGGUGGAGACAGACACGGUGGUGCCCCCUACCACGGAGCCAGGGAAUAACCCGGCAGAGUUCCCAGCCCCAGACAGCCCCUCCCCCACCCUCAGGCCCAGCACAGGAGGGAACAAGAGCCACUGGCCUUUCUCCAUACACACAGGUGAGAACAUGCAUUAUACUAUGUACUUUUCAGUUAAUCUUGAAUCUGAGUAAAAUAAUGAAAGGGCAUCAGGAUUGGAUCCGAGACCAAAUUGUACUCCCUGUCUCCACUUGUUCUUUUUCCUUUCCACAGUAUGUGAUUCCUAAUAAUAUGACUAUAAAGUGGAAAGGAAUAUGACAGCCUUGUAUUAGACACACCAUGGUUCAGUUUAGAGGCUUUUUCAUACCCACACAUACCCAUUUACACCCACACCAACACCUACACACAUACAGUGCCUUCGGAAAGUAUUCAGACCCCUUGACUUUUUCCACAUUUAUUCUAAAAUUGAUUUUUAAAAAAAAAUCCCUCAGCAAUCUACACACAAUACCCCAUAAUGAGAAAGCGAAAACAGGGUUUUAGAAUGAUUUACAUACGUUUUCAGACCCUUUGCUAUGAGACUCGAAAUUGAGCUAAGGCGCAUCCUGUUUCCAUCAAUCAUCCUUGAGAUGUUUCUACAACUUGAUUGGAGUCCACCUGUGUUAAAUUCAAUUGAUUGGACAUGAUUUGGAAAGGCACACACCUGUCUAUAUAAGGUCCCACAGUUGACAGUGCAUGUCAUAGCAAAAACCAAGCCAUAAGGUCGAAGGAAUUGUCCGUAGAGCUCCGAGACUGGAUUGUGUCGGGGCACAUAUCUGGGGAAGGGUAUCAAAAAAUGUCUGCAGCAUUGAAGGUCCCCAAGAACACAGUGGCCUCCAUCAUUCUUAAAUGGAAGAUGUUUGGAACCACCAAGACUCUUUCUAGAGCUGGCCGCCCGGCCAAACUGAGCAAUGGGGGGAGAAGGGCCUUGGUCAUGGAGGUGACCAAUAACCUGGUGUUCACUCUGACAGAGCUCUAGAUUUCCUCUAUGGAGAUAGGAGAACCUUCCAGAAGGACAACCAUCUCUGCAGCUCUCCACCAAUCAGGCCUUUAUGGUAGAGUAGCCAGACGGAACCCACUCCUCAGUAAAAGGCACAUAACGUAACAAAAUGUGGAAAAAGUCAAGGGGUCUGAAUACUUUCCGAAGGCCCUGUAUGGUUAUACUGAAUGACAUACAGUAGGUGUUGAAAGUAUUAAAGUGACCUAUCUGCCCAGGAGAGCUCUCUACAUGCUGAGAGACUGUGGCUAAUGCUGAACACACACUGCUGGAAGUACAGUUAAGGGUUUUAAACUGCCACUGCCUUGCAGACAGUCUUAACUACAGUAGACUGUAUGCAAUAUUGACUAGGUCUGCUGGGUUAUACUGUAAUAUACAUUUAAUGGAAAACCAUAAUAUUAUGAUUUUCACAGGAAAUACGGGUAUACAGUUACGUCUAUGUAACUAAAGCUGUUCAUACAAUAUGAAGGGUGAAUAUGAGUUACUCGCUAAAACAAUAACUUGAAGAUGUGUAUUUGAUACACGUUUCUGUAGGAUAGGACUCUCCCCUCUCUUUCCUUCCUUCUUUCCCACUCCCUCUACUUCCUCAUCUUUCUCACUCCCACUACCCCUUCUUUCUUAUCUCUCCCACUCCCAGCUUUCUCAUUCCUCGUCUUUACCACUCCCUCUCUUUCUCUCCUUCCUUGUCUUUCUCACUCCCUCUUUCCAUCCUUGUUGUUUCCCAUUCCUCCUCUCUCUCCUUCCUCCUCUCUCCUUCCUCCUCUCUCCUUCCUCCUCUCUCUCCUUCCUCCUCUCUCCUUCCUCCUCUCUCCUUCCUCCUCUCUCUCCCUCCUCCUCUCUCCUUCCUCCUCUCUCUCCUUCCUCCUCUCUCCUUCCUCCUCUCUCUCCUUCCUCCUCUCUCCUUCCUCCUCUCUCCUUCCUCCUCUCUCCGUCCUCCUCUCUCUCCUUCCUCCUCUCUCCUUCCUCCUCUCUCUCCUUCCUCCUCUCUUUCCUUCCUCCUCUCUUUCCUUCCUCCUCUCUCUCCUUCCUCCUCUCUCUCCUUCCUCCUCUCUCUCCUUCGUCCUCUCUCUACUUCCUCCUCUCUCUACUUCCUCCUCUCUCCUUCCUCCUCUCUCUCCUUCCUCCUCUCUCCUUCCUCCUCUCUCUCCCUCCUCUGUGUUCUAUUUAGUGCUGGCCUACUUUCAGAGCCGGUGACAUGAGCUCAGAGCAGAGACGCAGCUGCAGGGUAAAAAACCCUCUGCUUCAUUAAUAGCUCCCUGCCUAGCACUUGAGUCAUGUAGACCAUUGGUGUGUGUGUGUUUGUUUGUUUGUUUGUGUGGCAUCAAUAUGCAUGUGUGCCCCUGUGCGUCCCUGCGUACUUCCGCUAGCGUUGUUUUUUCGGGACGACUCGUGUUAGCGUGAGAGGCAGACAGGAGAGAGCAGAGCAGAGAAGAGCACAGCAGCACAUCAUGGUUCCGCUGCCUGCCUGGUGUGUGUGGAUGGGGGGGAGAGAGAGAGAGGCUGUGGUAGCGGCUGGCUGUGCUGCAGUGCAGGGGGCUGUUGUCUCUGAUUCCCAGGACUACCCCCACUGUGCCACUACCACUACCGCCCGGGCUCCUGCUGCAGAGUGAAGCCAUGGGGGCGGCCAGGAACAGCACCGCAGGAGAACCAGCCCUGGGUAGGUAGGGUAGCGGGGUAGCGGGGAGGGGGGCGUGCUCAGUGGCUUUAGUGCCUCAGGAUGGAUGGGAUAUAGUGGAGCAUCUGGGUAGUAAGACAGGCUGGCUAUGUAGUACCAGGGUUUUCUUCAUAAACAGAGGAUGUUUUGAUUGUUGAUGUUCUAGACGUAUCCAAUAUCAAUUCAUCUUUACCGUUUUUUGUUGUUAUUGAACAUGUUUUCUCCUGUGUGUGCCUAUUGAAUGUGAUCCAGGGUUGUUGCUGUCUGUGUAAAGCUCCAGUCUAGAUACAGUAGGUUGAGGUGCUGAUGAUGUUGAUAGAUUUUGGCAGGUAGUGUGGCUAACUUUAGAAUACCUGUCUUUGACAGGACAGGAAUGUGUUGUCGCUGGUAGCAUUUGGUAUGAAGAGAGGCUACUGUUUAUUUGGUAGGCACGGCUAAAGAGAGAGGCUACUGUUUCUUUGGUAGGCACGGCUAAAGAUUCACAGCAUGUUUUUUGAGUAUUAUGGAAUAGUACCACACCAGUCUACAUAGAGUGGUGGUUUCUGGGCAAACAUUCUGGCUGAUCAUGUAGUCAGCACUUUACCAAGGUAAAUCGGCCGGUAACAUGAGUCUUUGGUUGAUAAGAUGGCAAGCUAAUUUUAAGACAUCAUUGUUUAUCAUUCGUUUGUGGCUUGUUUUGUACCUUUGUGAAGCUGAGUUAACCCUGGCUAAAUGUGUCUUCGACCUCAUUCCUUACCUCUCCACUUCCAGAUCAGUAUCCCCAUAUUGUCCAGUAAAUGUUGCUGUUAUUCUGACUGAUUGUGUCUCCUCUCCUUCUGUUUCAGAGAGGACAAGCGUGUCCAACCUGACCCGGCAGGGUGCCCCCGGGGUGGGCAGGAUGGAGUGGAUCAUCCCCCUGAUGGUGGUCUCUGCCCUCACCUUCGUCUGCCUCAUCCUGCUGCUGGCCGUGCUCGUCUACUGGAGGUGGGCACCAUAACACACACUGACACAUCACACUCACGUAGCUGAAUAAAACCUGUCAGGAAGAAUGUUUCCCCAAAUCGUGUUGAUAGUUUGAAGGAGGGUGAAAUGCUACAGACAGUGCUGGUCAACAGACGUUGUGAGAUUUGUGCACUCCAGUGCUAAUUCAACCCCCCCCCCCCCCCCGAGCAUCCUCUGUGGUCUCUCUCCAUGUGUCAGUGUGUGAGCUGGCUAUUGUCCCUGCUCUCCCCUGCUCUCCACAGCAGCACCAGUGCCCUAUAGUAGACCCCUGCUGCCACCUUCAUGGGUUAAGGCCCAGGGGUAUGACCGGCCAUCUGCUCCCCUUCAUGGCUCCACUCUGGAGCAGAGCAGGCUCAGCCAUGGGGGUUCAGGGGUGAGAGCACACACACCAAGCAGCCACUGUGAAAAACUGACACAGAGCUCACCCAGUGGGUUUUGCAUCUGCCAUCGUAGUGGAGGGCAUGCACAUUUGAAUUUAUUCAACAGCAAGCUUGUUUACAUACAUACACACUCACCCAUCUGCAAAUACUGUCACACCAAAAGCAUAAUCUAGAUAGCAUUGAGGGAAUGAGCACUAGUUUCCAGCCAAUAACUCUUACUGUAAGAUUUAUAUGAUUCCUAUGAUGCUGAAGAGAGCAAUGUCAGACCUCCAGGUCUUUAUCAUCAAAGCUCAUCCAUAGCACUUCAAAUAGGCGUUUAAUGCCAGCCUGGGUUCAAAGACCAUCUCUCCUCUGAGUGAGGGCCGUGACCUCUCACCCCCGGCUCCAUUAAAGGUCCUCAGCCAUGGCCAAAUGAUUAGCCCCUCAUUGAGACCCAGCAGAGCAGGAGGAAGCUGUCCCUAGACACUGAUCUCAGGUCAGUUUUAUGUUUCCGCCCUAAUGGUUAAGGUUGUAGGAUUUCAGGAGGGUAAGCUCAUCCUUGAUCUGUGCCUGGAGGGUAACCUUUACCCGUGGUGUUCAUAGGGCUCUGUCACAAAGGCUAAUGGAAGUGCAGCACCCCCUGAGGCCUGUAGGGGGCCUCUGGGGAGAACAUAUGGCAGAGCUCAUGGCUGCAGCAGCAGGCUAAGGAAGAUUAGGCUGGCUGUUUGGGUUAAACUAGCAUUUAGACUCAGCUUAUCCUACCUAGCCUGGGUGACCUGAGCACAGAGUGUGUGCUGAGCCUACCUUUGUGUCCUGCGGAUCAGACAACUGUGUGUGUGUGUGUGUGUGUGUGUGUGUGUGUGUGUGUGUGUGUGUGUGUGUGUGUGUGUGCGUGUGCGCGUGCGUGCGUGUGCGCGCGCGUGCGCGUGCGCGCGCGUGUGUGUGUGUGUGUCAGAGAUAAAGUUCCUGGUGUUACAGAGAUGUUGUCUGGAUGGUGACAGCCCCCCAGACGCUGUAGGCCCAGGGGAUCUGUCACAGUAGACUAUCUAUUCAUACACACACACACACAUACACAGACGAACGGGUGGGGCUUGAGCUCAAGGUCUCCUGGGCAGUAGCAGGUGUCUGAGGCGUGAGAGGGGAGUGUUGGGUAAUUCUAAUCCUAUUGUGGAGCAGAGCUCCAUGUUGCCUUGUGACCCCUCCCCCGCCGGGACCACAUUGGCUGCCUGUGGACAGUAAGCCCGCCAAUGAGUAAUGACCUGGUAAUGACUGGUCUGAGAUUAGGUCAACCAACCCUGAGCCUGACUAUAAACACACAGGAGAAUUACUGGGGAAAGAUCUAGGAACUGUUACUAGACAGAGAGAGAGAGGCCGUUGCUCCUCCGGCUUGUUUGUGGUCCUGUGUGGCUCAGUUGGUAGCGCAUGGUGCUUGCAACGCCAGGGUUGUGGGUUCGAUUCCUAUGGGGGACUAUUAGGAUAAGUGCGUCCGCUAAAUGACUCAAAUAUAAAUGUUAGAGCAGAGAGGACAGGGAAGCCCUCCCCUCUACUCCUCCUCUCUUCUCCUCCGUCUGCUGGUCUGGUUCAGCAUGCAGACGCUGCCGGCAAAGGCUGUUCUGUCUCUCCUCUUCUUCACUCUCUAGGAUGACCAGUUUCUGCAAUCUACUCUGCAUAAACUACAGGUAGGAGUAGGACCAUAGACACACACGUACAGUGACUUUACUCUGUAUUUGGUAUGUAGCCUCUGGUUCAAGCUCAGACCUAUGCUCCUCUCUCCUACAAAGAUUAUUUAUCUGUUUUCCUUUUCUCACCUAUAUCCUCUUUUUAAGGGGUGAGGUUCUCGCCAGGCUUAUUCGUUUGGAGUGCUGUCAUUGAGGAAGAAAUAAGUAGGCUAGUUAUUCUUUCACUUUGAGAUUUUUAAAGAGAGGAACAGUUAAUUUUUUACUCUUUACAUUGUUUCCAUAUUGUAGCUGUUAUCUCUGUUAGAGGAGAGCUCUUUGCUGAAGCGUAAAGUGUAAUAUGUUUAUGUACAGUUCACUUUCCUGAAGUCAGUGCUUAGUCUAGAGCUGGAUGUCUUUCCAGACACGCGUCCAGUAAUCUUGUUUCUAUGUGUACUUUGCCCUCUUCAUCUUUGUUUGACCUCAGACAUUCAGUAUGCUUAAACUGAAAACAAAUGGAUUCUCUUAGUGUUUAUGUGAGUCUUCACUCUGACUGUGUGAGAGCUGUGAGAGUGUGUGUGUGACUGUGUGUUUACGCUCAUGUUCGCCUGCUCUGGAGGAGUUCAAAGUACACCUUGAUCCUGUUCCACGUCUCCAGCACCAUCUGUGUUUGCUUUGGGGGGGAUUGGCACCUGUGGCGUCGCUGAUGACAAUGCUGAUACAUUAUUCACAGGUCUAACGUGUCACUGACGAUGUGCGUUUCUCGCUCUCUCUCUCAAUUCAAUUCAAUUCAAUUUAAGGGCUUUAUUGGCAUGGGAAAGUAUGCUAACAUUGCCAAAGCAAGUGAAGUAGAUAGUAAACAAAAGUGAAAUAAACAAUAAAUAUUAACAGUAAACAUUACACUCAGAAGUUCCAAAAGAAUAAAGACAUUUCACGUGCCAUAUUAUGUAAAUAUACAGUGUUGUAACAAUGUGCAAAUAGCUAAAGUACAAAUAGGAAAAUAAAUAAACAUAAAUAUGGGUUGUAUUUACAAUGGUGUUUGUUCUUCACUGGUUGCCCUUUUCUUGUGGCAACUGGUCACAAAUAUUGCUGCUGUGAUGGCACACUGUGGUAUUUCACCCAGUAGAUAAGGGAGUUUAUCAAAAUUGGGUUUGUUUUCGAAUUCUUUGUGGAUCUCUGUAAUCUGAGGGAAAUAUGUGUCUCUAAUAUGGUCAUAAAUUUGGCAGGAGGUUAGGAAGUGCAGCUCAGUUUCCACCUCAUUUUGUGGGCAGUGUGCACAUAGCCUGUCUUCUCUUGAGAGCCAGGUCUACCUACGGCGGCCUUUCUCAAUAGCAAGGCUAUGCUCACUGAGUCUGUACCAUCUCUCUCUCUCUCUCUCUCCCUCUCAGGAGGUGUUUCCAGACGGCUCAUUUCUACGUAGAAGACAGUAGCUCUCCCAGAGUGGUGCCCAAUGAGAACAUCCCUGUCAUCCCCAUCCCAGGUAAGCACCAAUUAGAGCAUCCCUUUUAUCCCCAUAGUACUCCAGGAAUCAUGAAUGGAUGAGUGGAAUGCUUAUCGCAACAACAUGGCGCCCAGCUCGGAAGUUGACCAAACUUUCACUUUCUGACUGUGGUCAGUGUAAUAGACACUCAGGGUCAAGGGGGAGUAGCCUAGUCCCACAUAGUUCUGCUCCUCUCUGGUUUCAUUGGAAUCCUUUAGGCAUCAAUAAUGUACAACCUGUACAGACACCACUCACAUACAGUAGAGAAACCAUAUGAGACUGCAUAUGACCAAUCUCCUUACAUGAGACCACUAUUUCAACAUCCAGCCACCUCUAUGGUGUCACGAUCGUUUAUGGAAGAUACGAACCAAGGCGCAGCGUGAUAAGCGUACAUUUUAUUAAGUACUUAACUCACGACAAAACAACAAACAAACGAAACGUAAAGUCCUAGGUUACACAAAACAAACCUUAACGGAACAAGAUCCCACUUGGUGCGAGGGGCAGGAACAGGCCGGACCGGGCUGGCGACGCGCACCACUGGCUUGGCGCGAGGGACAGGAACAGGCCGGACCGGGCUGGCGACGCGCACCACUGGCUUGGCGCGAGGGACAGGAACAGGCCGGACCGGGCUGGCGACGCGCACCACUGGCUUGGCACGAGGGACAGGAACAGGCCGGACCGGACUGGGAACACGCACCACUGGCUUGGUGCGGGGAGCAGGAACAGGCCGGGCUGGACUGGGAACACGCACCACUGGCUUGGUGCGGGGAGCCGGAACGGGCCGGGCCGGACUGUGGAGGCGGACUGGAGGUCUGGAGCGGAGAGCUGACACAACCCGUCCUGGCUGAAUGCCUACUUCCACACAAUACGUGUGAGGCAUCAGCACAGGACGUACGGGGCUGUGCACUCGUACUGGCGCUACAGCACUUGGCACUGGCGCAGGAUAUACGGGACCGAGGAGGCGUACUGGAGACCACGAGCGUUGAGCCGGCACACCCCGUCCUGGCUGAAUGCCCAUCUUUGCACGACACGUGCGUGGUGCUAGCACAGGAUGUACAGGACUGUGCCGGAACACUCGCGGCACAGUACGUAGCUCCGCAUAACACAGAGCUUGCCCAGUCAUACGCUUCCUAGCCUGAGUACGGGGAGUUGGCUCUGCUCUAACCCUAGGCUCCGCCAACCACCCUUUUAGCCCCCCCCAAACAUUUUCUUGGGGCUGUCUCUCGGGCUUCCUCCUCGGCCGGUACCCUCUGCGUUGCCGCUGCUCCUCUCUAUAGCGCACCUCCACAGUCUCCUCCCAAGGACGGCGAUCCAUUCCGGCCUGAAUCUCCUCCCAAGUCCAGGAUCCCUUCCCGUCCAGGAUCUCCUCCCAGGUCCAGGCUGUCUGUUCCUGGACACGCUGCUUGGUCCUCUUUUGGUGGGAUCUUCUGUCACGAUCGUUUAUGGAAGAUACGGACCAAGGCGCAGCGUGAUAAGCGUACAUUUUAUUAAGUACUUAACUCACGACAAAACAACAAACAAACGAAACAUGAAAUCCUAGGUUACACAAAACAAACCUUAACGGAACAAGAUCCCACACCGACUAGUGCCAAACAGGCUAGAAAAUAUACCACAGAAACUACACACCUUGGCUCAACAUUUCAGAGUCCCCAGAGCCAGGGCGUGACAUAUGGGCUCUGUUGAAGAGUAAAUGAAUAGUUAUUCCAAAUAUGUUGUUGUUUUUCCAAAGGAUCUGUUAGUGAUGCAUAGUGUGUGCAUUGAGAUGUGCAUGUGUGUGAUCAGUACUGGUGUUGUUAUGCUAGAACACACUGUUCCCUCAUAAUUAUGUGAUGAGUGUGUACAGGUGUUUGUGUGCGCUCAUUCAUGUUAGUGUUUAAACCCAUUUAUGAGCGUUCCCUGUCGUCAUUGGUUUAGCCCAAAUGCACCAUGUUAAAGGAGGAUGGAAGGGGAGGAGGGUAGAGGAGUGCUGGAUCUCUCUCUCUCUCACUCUGUCCAGCCAGUGGAUCAAACCUAAGAGGCAUGGAGAUUGACCCUCAAAGACCCACUCUUCCAUAUCUAACAUCUCCCCUUACAUCCAAGAUUCUCCCCCAGCAUCCAAAUCCAUUUGGACUGACUGAGUGCCCUUCACAAUGGGCUUUGGCACAGAGAGCUGUGUCCAAUGUGCCUAUUUAAACCAAUGGCAAAGCACUUCCCAGAUCAGGGACAGGGCAGGCUUAUAAAGUGGGCACCAGAAGACCUCUCUCCUCCUCCUUAAAAGGGUCUUAACUUUGAGAACCUACUUCAGUACUCUACAUUCUCCCCAGCAGAUUGUAACUCCUAGCGAGGUAUCAACAGGUAUGUGGCUUUAUUAGACUAUAUUGACUAUGAUGUAAGACAAUGUUUAUAGAAUAGCCUAAUGUUGAUUAGAGGGUUGUUUCUGGGUUGUUUUGAUCUUGAUCAGGGGUUUGGAGGACUGAAAUAGGCAUACUCUUUCUUUAAAUACAUUUGUGCAGAAAUGAAGCUAAAGAUUACUGGUUAAUUCCCUCAGAUAAAGCAGUAAAAACAGUAGACUCAGUCUGUAUACUGUAUCAACAGCCCCAGUGGGUCUGCAGUGAUCUAUGGGAGAAUGAGCAGCAGUGAGGGGACGGCCCAAUGUGACCACAAUGAUUAACCUGCUUCUCACAGCGCUAAUUGUCUCAACUGACACCCCACCACCACCACCACCACCUCUCUAAGCCUCCCUGACAUCUCUCUCUCUCUCUGGGGAUUUCAACCUCAUGAUAAUAUGAGCAGCAGAGAAACACACCACAUACCUAACUACCAGAGACAUACCACACACCACAUACCUAACUACCAGAGACACACCACAUACCUAACUACCAGAGACAUACCACACACCACAUACCUAACUACCAGAGACAUACCACACACCACAUACCUAACUACCAGAGACAUACCACACACCACAUACCUAACUACCAGAGACAUACCACACACCACAAUAUUUUACUCCAUUGUAUUUCCAACUACCAUUUUUCAAAGGCACAUUUUUUUGACAAUUAUGUCUAAUACAUUUUUUAUGAAGCUGUUUGACAUCUUGAACCUCCUUUUAUUGCCAUAUGUUGUGUUUACUAUAAGGAUAUGAUUAGUGGCAUUUGCAUGCUUAAUAUUCCUCUCAAUAUUUUAUGAGCAGGACACAGAGGGGGGUACAGAUAUGGAUUUGGGUGCUUUCAACGGGCACUGUAGUUAACAGCAUGUCCUAUGAAGUACCAUUAUCAUUUGGGCUAAGAUCUAAAAGUAUAGGCUGCCAUAUCCCUUAAGUUGGCUCUAUGAAACAUUCACUCUGUGUGUGUGCACACGUGUUUGCAUGUGUGUAAAUAAGUGUGUGCGUGCGUGCAUACAGUAGGUGUGUGUGUUCAUACACGUGUUUGAGUGUGUGAUUUCCCAUUCGGUGGAUGAAACGUUAGUUCAGCCCAGCUCUCCGUAUGUCUCACUAAACAAGUGUUUAGAGAGGUUCCCACAGGCACAGUUAGGACAGGACAUUCACCAAGAUGAGCUCCAUCUCCCUCAUUACUCUCCACAAUCACACUCCUUAGGAAAUCUUCCCUUCGCUAUUUUUACCCCGUUUUGUGAAGAAGUGAAUAAAACCAGGACCAGAUUGAGACUGUGAAUCAUUAAUGACGCUGCUUGAGAUGAAAGCUGUGAACUUACCUCACCUAUAUGAAACAUAAGCUGAUGGACAUUAAUAACCCAUUCUUUCAUUUGUCUUGGUGAAAUAUUGGUGAAAUAUUUAACAUAGCAUAGUGAGUGGAAGAGCAGACGGCGCCGCGAUUACUCUCACCUCUCCUUUUUCGUUUUAAAUUAGUUUUCUGCUGCUUUCCUGCAUGUGUUGCAUCACUCUGUCUUUUAAGUUGAAGAUAGAUAUUCAAGACAUAUAUUCAACAGGCAUUACAGGUUGCAGAGAUCCUAGAGAUAGUGUAGAGAGAUAGUGUAGAGAGGGUUGGUAUAAACAUUGUAGUGUACAUUAAACCUGUUUAUCUUGAGUACGUACCUCAGUUCCUCUGCUACACUUUCCCAUGUAUUCCCCAGACACAAGUGUGUGCUGAACUCGAACUGUGACUGUGUGUUUCUGACUAAGUGUCUAAUUGUGUGGUAUUGUCUCCCUUUCAGAUGACAUGGAGGCCAUCUCUGUCAAGCAGUUCAUCAAACACAUCUCAGAGCUCUACUCCAACAACCAGCAUGGCUUCUCAGAGAACUUUGAGGUAAAGAACUGCUCUCUCUGUUGUUUUAUAUGCAGUCUUAACACCACAAUAGACUGGCUGGAGUUGGACUAGCAUCUCAGCCAGGUGGGUUAGAGUUAGUUAUCCAGGUAGGUUAGAGUUAGUUAGCUAGGUGGGUUAGAGUUAGUUAGCCAGGUGGGUUAGAGUUAGUUAUCCAGGUGGGUUAGAGUUAGUUAGCUAGGUGGGUUAGAGUUAGUUAGCCAGGUGGGUUAGAGUUAGUUAGCCAGGUGGGUUAGAGUUAGAGUUAUCCAGGUGGGUUAGAGUUAGUUAGCCAGGUGGGUUAGAGUUAGUUAGCUAGGUGGGUUAGAGUUAGUUAGCCAGGUGGGUUAGAGUUAGUUAGCUAGGUGGGUUAGAGUUAGUUAGCCAGGUGGGUUAGAGUUAGUUAGCUAGGUGGGUUAGAGUUAGUUAGCCAGGUGGGUUAGAGUUAGUUAUCCAGGUGGGUUAUAGUUAAUUAUCCAGGUGGGUUAGAGUUAGUUAGCUAGGUGGGUUAGAGUUAGUUAGCCAGGUGGGUUAGAGUUAGUUAGCCAGGUGGGUUAGAGUUAGUUAGCCAGGUGGGUUAGAGUUAGUUAGCCAGGUGGGUUAGAGUUAGUUAGCUAGGUAGGUUAGGGUUAGUUAGCCAGGUGGGUUAGAGUUAGUUAGCCAGGUGGGUUAGAGUUAGUUAGCCAGGUGGGUUAGAGUUAGUUAUCCAGGUGGGUUAGAGUUAGUUAGCUAGGUGGGUUAGAGUUAGUUAGCCAGGUGGGUUAGAGUUAGUUAGCCAGGUGGGUUAGAGUUAGCCAGGUGGCCUGUGCUCUAUCUCUAACCACUGAUUGACUUGUUAUCUUAAUGUGUUGUGUCUGGUUUGCCGUGUGAGUGAAGGCAGAAUGUGUGUCCAUGUGUGCGUGCGUGUGUGGGCCAUUUAAGGUUCCCAUAGUGCUGCUAAUGGUCAUGGAGCAGAUGAUUUGGGAGAGGCCUUUUAGCCUUUAUACUUGUGUCUCCUGACUGGGCUGGCUGCGUGAGUGAGUGAGUGAGUGAGUGAGGGAGUGAGAGAAAGAUCAGUCUGGAAACCUUUGUCACAUUACUUACUAAACCAAUAAUUACCUUGUGAUGUGUGUGGAUCAGAGACAGAAAGCUGAAUGGAGGAUCAAUAAUGCUCUGUGCCUGGGUGAUAGCCUUUAGGACAGACAUAGCCAUGUUUCAUUCAGAGCAAAAUAGCCUACCUCCAAAAGUCUCAGUCAAUGGUCCUAAGACUGUUUUGAGGGAGAGUUUGAUCACAUGCUGGCAGCUAUAUGUGCUUUUAAUGGGCUACCUCUCCUAUUUCAUCACUGUGGUUUUAGAAACCAACUCUGCUGCCCUCUUCUUCUUCUUCUUCUUCUUCUUCUCCCACCCUUACUUUCUCAGCCCUUAGCAAACCACUCAGAAUUCCUUAGUGGCCCCCUCCCCAGAAGAAGGUGUGUCUGUACUGCACUGCACUGAGUUUUCUCAUGGGGCUAGCAAAACCUCCUCCCCCCACCCCCACCACCAUCCCCUUGUUGUCCAUGCCAGUGUGAUGGACACUUGUAAGUGCUUUAAGGUUUAAGGGGGGCCCCUUUCCUGGGUGAAUGGAGUGCUCCGUGCUCACCACGGCUCUUUAUUUGUCCCCAGGAAGGAGGCAGGAGAAAGGGGGAAGGCAGCGGAGCGAAACCCCUUUGGCUGGAGGGUCUUCGGUCCCUGACAAGUUGCUUUGUCCAGCCGGGCCCCAGGGAGACGUGGGUAGGAUGAGUAAAGACAGGGGGAGAGGCUGGGGAGUGGGGGGGGGGCUGGAAUGCAUACUGCAUACCGAUAGAGUUGCAGAGAGAAUAUAGUAAAACAAAUUCAGAAGACAUCAUAUCAGCAUGUUGGUUACAUGACAUGACUUAGGACUUUGGUGAAUAAAAAUGUGUCCAUUUGCACCAUGUCUCAUAGAUGUACUACUGUAGUUCCAGGAAACUCUUUGUACCCUUACGCCUUUCACACCAUAUAGACACACAGGGUUCUGGGGUUAUUUAUAACCUUCUUGUCAUUCUAAUGUCUACAUAUGUCCAGUGUGGUUGAAUUAUCCCUGGUGUUGGCUAGAGAUCUUCUACUUUGUAGUAUCUUAGUCUGUAAUGCCACCACCCCCAUUGGCAUACACACUGUAAUUGGACCAGUGGGCAGCUGUGUCCGUGUUCCGUGUGUGUACUUGUGUAUGUGUGUAUAUGCAUGUGUGUGCAUGAACGUGCUUGUGUGUGUGUGUUUGUUUGUGUGUGCGUGUGUGUGUGUGUGUGUUUGUGACUGCAUGCGUGCAUGCCUGUGUGUAAUGUACUGUAUGUAUAUGUGCCAUCUGGUGGUCACAUCAACCAGUGGCUUUCCAGUCAGUAUGUACCCCGUCUUACUGUCCCCAUUAUUUUUAUAUAUAUAUAUAUAUAUAUAUAUAUAUAUAUAUAUAUAUAUAUAUAUAUAUAUAUAUCCGCCUUGUAUGAGGGGUCUGAAUUCUUCCACUGUGCCCAGAAUAAAUGAGUAUUCCUGUUUGUACCUUGCAGAGAGAGACAUCUAUAAAGCUAAAACAAGGUUGUUGAUCUGUAAAUAACUGAGGGGCUAAAGCCAAACUGAGGGCUUUGGUCGGCCAUAACGUUACCUAUUAGUGCUAGAAGGUCAGAAAAAUGUUGUUGGUUUGUCAUACAACAUUGCCAUGUUCUGGUUGCUAUGAGGCUACUCUGACUGAUGGAGCAUAAUACUCAUGUAUUCUCUGGUUUUCUGAUCGGAUAGAGACACACAGAUAAUAUAAGCAUCUUUGGCAUGUUUUCUGCCAUGACUUUAAAGGAUGGUUGAUAUAAUUGCUACAUGAAGCUUCUCAGUCGUUGGCAUGCUUUAUGGUUCUACUGGAACUGGAAUGAUGUUGUGAGAGUUUGAGAGCAGCUGAGGUUUGGGAAGAUUGCGUGAUGGUUAGCUGAGUGUGUGACAGCACUAAAGGGGAGAGAGCGUGUCAACUUCUGCUUAAAGAGAGGGGGGAGAGAGAGAGAGAGAGAGAGAGAGUAGAGAGAGAGAGAGAUCUGCCCUGUGUCUGUUACUGUGUCAAUCACAUUCUGACAGCGUAAAAUUGCUGAGAUGUCACCAGAAAUGCCUGUAUAACUCACAGCACCGGCAUUUAUGUCAAAACCUCUCUUUUCACCACGCUCCAAAAUGUCAUCUUUGGUGUGUGUGUCUCUCGCUCCCACAGGAGGUGCAGCGAUGCACGGUGGACAUGAAGAUCACGUCGGAGCACUCCAACCAUCCAGACAACAAGCACAAGAACAGAUACAUCAACAUCGUGGCCUGUAAGUAGUGCACACAUCACAAUACAGGACCAUGAAAGGCUAUCACACCACUGCUUUGAUGCUUCAUGUCACACAGUUACUGCUUGUCAGAGUACAGCUGUCAUCAUCUAGACUACUGGUGUCUUCAAAACUGACAGAAUAUGUAGUGCUAGGAAUGUGACACAAGCACACACACACAGACACUAACUGUCCCUGUCUCUCUCCUCCAGACGACCACAGCCGGGUGAAGCUACGGCCAUUAGCUGGGAAGGACUCCAAACACAGCGACUACAUCAAUGCCAAUUAUGUUGAUGUGAGUGUAUCUCUUAUGGCCCAUCUGGUCUGGUCGUGUAAGUGUGUAUUUGUGUGAGAGUUAGUUUGUGAAUUGCAUAUUUCAUGCAUGUGUGUACAAUAUGUGUAAUGUAUUGAAGUUCAAAGCAAGUCAAUAUCUUUGCAUAGUGUUUGUGUUCUGAAUGGCCUCUCACCAUGUUUCCCUGUGUAUGGUAGGGCUAUAACAAGCCCAAGGCCUACAUCGCAGCCCAGGGUCCUCUCAAGUCCACCUUUGAGGACUUCUGGAGGAUGGUGUGGGAACAGAACACUGGUAUCAUCGUCAUGAUCACCAACCUGGUGGAGAAAGGAAGGGUAUGUACACUUCAAUUCAAUAGAUCUCUUCCCUCUCAGUACUAAAAUAGUCAUUACUUUUUAGUAACCACGUAAUAACCUUUUGGUUUCUUUGUGAUUCAUUGAAAUAAGUGGUCCUAGUCCUUUGUGUUGUGUCCCUGCAGAGAAAAUGUGACCAGUACUGGCCCACAGAGAACAGCGAGGAGUAUGGAAACAUUGUGGUCAUGCUAAAGAGCACCAAAGUGCACGCCUGCUACACGCUACGACGCUUCACUGUGCGCAACACAAAAAUAAAAAAGGUCAGUCACAGUGGUACAGGUCUCCAUACCUGUGUUUUCAGGUGAUCCUGUUCUACUGGUCUCAGUGUUAUUGAAAAGUUAUAAUUUUUUCUCCCCAAUUUUGUGAUAUCCAAUUGGUAGUUACAGUCUUGUCCCAUCGCUGCAACUCCCGAAACACGACCCUGCCAAGCCGCACAGCUUCUUGACACACUGCUCGCUUAACCCGGAAGCCAGCCGCACCAAUGUGUUGGAGGAAACACCGUACAACUGGAGACCGUGUCAGCGUGCAUGCACCCGGCCCGCAACAAGGAGUCGCUAGAGCGCGAUGGGACAAGGACAUCCCGGCCGGCCAAACACUCCCCUAACCCGGACGACGCUGGGCCAAUUGUGCGCCGCCUCAUGGGUCUCCCGGUCGCGGCCGGCUGCGACACAGCCCGGGAUCGAACACGGAUCUGUAGUGACGCUUCAAGCACUGCGAUGCCCCUAACGUGAUAUCUCAUUUACUUCUCAUCAUGUAGAAACAUACUAAUCAAUGGGUCUUCUCUCUAUUGCCCUCCUCCCUCUUCCUCCGUCCCUCUCUCCCAGGGACAGAAGGGGAAUCCUAAGGGGCGUCAGAGUGAGAGGACGGUGGUGCAGUACCACUACACCCAGUGGCCUGACAUGGGGGUCCCUGAGUACACCCUGCCCGUGCUCACCUUUGUCAGAAGGUCCUCUGCCUCCCAAACCCCGGAGAUGGGCCCUAUGCUGGUCCACUGCAGGUACUGUCUCUGUCACUGUACUGCUCAGGAAUUCUUAUGGGAGAAGACUUACUAAGUGUUAGUUAGCAGGGUGCACAUUUUUUAAACUGCUAUUUAAAAUAUUAAUCAAGCAUGAGAGAGAGGAAGAACAAAAAGGAAAAUAAAGGUUAUGAGGCCAAAAACGUAAGUGUCAAUAUAAGACAGUUUAAUGAUUUACUGGAAUUUAGUUUGUUAUUUCUUUUCACCUCUGGAAACAUCUGUUGUGGUGCAAAAGCUCGCUACAUAAGUGUUUCAGCCAAUAAAUCAGUAUGAUUUGGCACGGCUGAGAUUAAAAAUCCCUUCACGUGUAGUUAUGUGAGUGACGUGGCAUAGAGCCAUGCUAUAAUAUGCACUGCAGUCUGAAAUACAGUGGCUUGCGAAAGAUUCACCCCCCUUGGCAUUUUUCCUAUUUUGUUGCCUUACAACCUGGAAUUAAAAUGGAUUUUGGGAGGUUUGUAUCAUUUGAUUUACACAACAUGCCUACCACUUUGAAGAUGCUAAAUAUUUUUUGGGGUGUGAAACAAACAAGAAAUAAGACAAAAAAACAGAACUUGAGCAUGCAUGACUAUUCACCCCCCCCCCAAAGUCAAUACUUUGUAGAGCCACCUUUUGCAGCAAUUACAGUUGCAAGUCUCUUGGGGUAUGUCUCUAUAAGCUUGGCACAUCUAGCCACUGGGAUUUUUGCCCAUUCUUCAAGUCAAAGCUGCUCCAGCUCCUUCAAAUUGGAUGGGUUCCGCUGGUGUACAGCAAUCUUUAAGUCAUAACACAGAUUCUCAAUUGGAUUGAGGUCUGGGCUUUGACUAGGCCAUUCCAAGACAUUUAAAUGUUUCCCCUUAAACCACUUGAGUGUUGCUUUAGAAGUAUGUUUAGGGUCAUUGUCCUGCUGGAAGUUGAACCUCCGUCCCAGUCUCAAAUCUCUGGAAGACUGAAACAGGUUUCCCUCAAGAAUUUCCCUGUAUUUAGCGCCAUCCAUCAUUCCUUCAAUUCUGACCAGUUUCCCAGUCCCUGCCGAUGAAAAACAUCCCCACACCAUGAUGCUGCCACCACCAUGUUUCACUGUGGGGAUGGUGUUCUCGGGGUAAUGAGAGGUGUUGGGUUUGCGCCAGACAUAGCGUUUUCCUUGAUGGCCAAAAAGCUAAAUUUUAGUCUCAUCUGACCAGAGUACCUUCUUCCAUAUGUUUGGGGAGUCUCCCACAUGCCUUUUGGCAAACACCAAAUGUGUUUGCUUAUUUUUUUCUUUAAGCAAUGGCUUUUUUCUGGCCACUCUUCCGUAAAGCCCAGUUCUGUGGAGUGUACGGCUUAAAGUGGUCCUAUGGACAGAUACUCCAAUCUCUGCUGUGGAGCUUUGCAGCUCCUUCAGGGUUAUCUUUGGUCUCUUUGUUGCCUCUCUAAUUAAUGCCUGCCUUGUCUGAUCCGUGAGUUUUGGUGGGCGGCCCUCUCUUGGCAGGUUUGUUGUGGUGCCAUAUUCUUUAAAAAAAAUUAUAAUGGAUUUAAUGGUGCUCCGUGGGAUGUUUUUUUAUAACCCAACCCUGAUCUGUACUUCUCCACAACUUUGUCCCUGACCUGUUUGGAGAGCUCCUUGGUCUUCAUGGUGCCGCUUGCUUGGUGGUGCCCCUUGCUUAGUGGUGUUGCAGACUCUGGGGCAUUUCAGAACAGGUGUAUAUAUACUGAGAUCAUGUGACAGAUCAUGUGACACUUAGAUUGCACAUAGGUGGACUUUAUUUAACUAAUUAUGUGACUUCUGAAGGUAAUUGGUUGCACCAGAUCUUAUUUAGGGGCUUCAUAGCAAAGGGGGUGAAUACAUAUGCACGCACCACUUUUCGUUUUUUAUUAUUUCAAUUUUUUUUUAACAAGUUAUUUUUUUCAUUCCACUUCACCAAUUGGGACUAUUUUGUGUAUGUCCAUUACAUGAAAUGUAAAUAAAAAUUAUUUUAAAUUACAGGUUGUAAUGCAACAAAAUAGGAAAAACGGCAAGGGGGAUAAAUACUUUUGCAAGGCACUGUAUACGCUAUAAUUUCCACUACAGCUACUCUGCACUUCCUACCUUUGUUAUUUUUUUAUUUUUUUUAUUUUUUUUGGGGGGUGGGGGGUGGAUCAGCUUAAUAUUGCAGAUAGAUUGUAUCUUCUAUCAAUGUAAUUGUCUGCAUCACUUCCAAUCCCCCAUGUUUUUUAUAUAUAUACUACCCUUUAUUACUUUUCAACCCCGCCAUGCUUUACCUACUUAGAGUAAAUUAGUGAACAACAAUGCCCAGGCCUCUACUUCCGGUCUAUACUUACUAUCUACACCUUAUGGACACAGUUAAUUUUACAAUAAUUAUAUUAUAUAUAUUUUUUUUGCUCCUGAACUUCUUCUACUCUCAACCUCUCCGAUCAUUUUCAUGAUGUCCAUCCGGUUUGCUUCUAUAUGCCAUAUCUUUCUAACUGUGCUCUUUCCCAAAAGCUCCCAACAUACAACCUUAUUAGCUAUUAUUAGCUAUCAUUAUUAGCUAUCUUUGUUAUUAUUUGUUGUUAUUUGUUAUUAGUCCCAUCCUUCAACUCUAUUCAAUACCUCCCAUCUAUAUCUUAACACCAUCCAUAUAGGAUUUCUAUUUGCCAUAUAUAUUUCAACCGUACUGUGAUGUUUUACAAAUGUUCUGAACCUUUCUAUUCUCAUUGCUUCUACAGAUUGUGAAUUAAAAAUAAACAUUUUUGCUAAAAGUAUUAUUAUAUUAUUGAUCGAUUGACUAUGACUUUUCAGAUCACCCAGUAGUGCUAUCUGCAAGGUUAGCUCCAGGUAAAUAUUGCAAUCCUUUAGCCAUUCCUGGACCUGUGUCCAAAUACAAGCUACAAAUGGACAGAACCAAAACAAAUGAUCUAAUGAUUCUGUCUCUUCACAGCAAAAUCUGCAGAGCUGGGAAGAUUGUAUCCCCCAUAUAAAUAACAUUCUAUUGGUAGCAAGAAUUUUAUAUAAUCAUUUAAAUUGAAAGAUUCUAAUUUUUGAAUCCGGUGUCAUUUUGCGUGUCAGUUCAUAAAUACUAUGCCAUGGGAUCGGUACGUCAAAAAUCUCUUCCCAACUAUUUUGCAAUCUAUAUGGGACGGCUGUCAAUCCUUUGUUCCUUAAGUGAAACUGAUAUACUUUUUUAUUUAUCACAGUUUUCCUUAACCAAUUAUGUUCUUUAAUGCAAGGCCGACAGACAAGUUCCUUACUUUCUCCCCCUUCCACUUUCCUCUUCCACUUUUGCGGUAAGGCUGCAAUUAUUUGGUUGCAAUUUUGGGUAGAGCAGACAUUUCCAUAUGUUUUUGUUAGCUGCAUGUGCGACAUAACUCCACCAGUCCUACCGAUGAUAUCAUUUACGAAGAUUAUACCUUUUUUAAACAUUCUGUCAAAAAAAUAAAGGUUUUUUGUCAAUUAGUAUAUUUGAAUUUAACCACAAUAUUUGUUGCAUUAUUUGUUCUGUCAUUGCUGGAGGAUGAAAUUGAAAUUGCAACCAACUUUCUAUGGCUUGUUUUAGAAAUAGUGAUAUUUGGGAGAUGAUUUCCUUUUCAAAUAACUGCAAAUGAGUUGUUGUAAUCUGAAUAAAGGGAAAAAGGUAUUUCUUGAACAUUGGGUGAGACAAUCUUACUAAUUUGCUUGAGAACCAGUUCGGAUUUAAGUAUACCUUUUGUAUGACUGAAGCUUUUAGUGAUAGGUCUAAUGCUUUAAUAUUUAAUAAUUUAUGUCCUCCGAAUUCAUAUUCAUUAUAUAAAUAUGCCCUUUUAAUUUUGUCUGGCUUGCCGUUCCAAAUAAAAUUGAAUAUUUUUUUCUCAUAUAAUUUAAAAAACUGUUCGCUAGGCGUAGGCAAGACCAUAAGCAAAUAGGUAAACUGGGAUAAUACUAAAGAGUUAAUCAGGGUGAUUUUUCCACAAAUUGACAGGUAUUUUCCUUUCCAUGGUAGUAAGAUCUUAUCUAUUUUUGCUAACUUUCUAUUAAAAUGUAUUGAAGUGAGAUCAUUUAUUUCCUUUGGGAUAUGUAUUCCGAGUAUAUCCACAUCACCAUCAGACCAUUUUAUUGGUAAACUACAUGGUCAUGUAAAAAUUGUAUUUUUUUGUGAUCCAAUACGUAAUAUAGUACAUUUGUCAUAAUUUGGUUGUAAUCCAGAGAGGUUAGAAAAUGUAUCUAGAUCCUCUAUGAGGCUGUGGAGGGAUUCUAGUUGUGGAUUUAAAAGAAAACAUGAAUCAUCAGCGUACAAUGACACCUUUGUUUUUAAGCCCUGGAUUUCUAAUCCUCUGAUAUUAUUAUUGGAUCUGAUUUUAAUAGCUAACAUCUCGAUGGCCACAAUAAAUAGAUAUGCCGAUAGUGGACAACCUUGUUUCACUCCUCUUGACAGUUUAAAACUUUCUGAGAAAUAGCCAUUAUUUACUAUUUUACACCUAGGGUUCCUAUACAUGAUUUUGACCCAUUUUAUAAGAGAUUCUCCAAAAUUGAAAUGCUCCAGGCAUUUAUAUAUAAACCCCAGUCGAACUUUAUCAAAUGCCUUUUCGACGUCUGCUAUGAAUAGCAGGCCUGGUUUCCCAUAUUUUCCAUAGUGUUCUAUUGUUUCCAAUACUUGCCUUAUAUUAUCUCCAAUGUAUCUUCCAUGUAAAAAACCUGUCUGAUUAGAAUGAAUAAUAUCCGACAAUACCUUUUUAAUUCUAUGCGCUAUACAUUUUGCUAGAAUUUUUGCAUCACAACACUGAAGUGUAAGGGGCCUCCAAUUUUGUAAAUGGACUGGAUCUUUAUAUUUUCCACUUGUAUCCUGUUUCAGUAAUAAUGAGAUCAGACCUUCUUCUUGAGUGUCAGAUAAUCUACCAUUUACAUAGGAGUGGUUAAAACAUGCUAAUAACGGUCCUCUUAGUAUAUCAAAAAAGGUUUGGUAUACCUCGACUGGUAUGCCAUCCAACCCUGGAGUUUUCCCAGACUUAAAGUCUUUAAUUGCAUCCAGAAGUUCCUCCUCUGUAAUUUCACCUUCACAUGAGUCUUUCUGUGUGGCUGUUAAUUUGACAUUAUCAAUAGAAAAAAAUCUCUACAAUUAGCUUCAGUUAAAGGAGAUGGAGGCGACUGAAAAGAAAACAUAUGCUUAAAGUACUUUGUUUCUUCCUUCAAAACAUCAUUUGGUGAAUUAUGGGUGACUCCAUCAAUUGUAACCAGUUUCAUUAAGUUCUUUUUGGUAGCAUUCCUAUGUUGAAGAUUAAAAAAUAAUUUUGUGCAUUUUUCCCCAUAUUCCAUCCAGUUUGCUUUAUUUUUUAUAAUAUAUUACACUUGAUCUUUCUUGAAUAAGUUUCUCCAUUUAUUUUUGUUUUUCCUCUAAUUUAUUCUCAGCCUCUAUGUUACAGUUUUUAUUGCCAUCUAUCUGUUCUGUUAGACUUUCUAUUUCCUUUCUUAGUAUAAACUCUUUUGACCUAAGUUGCUUUUGUUUUCGAGAUGAGUACUGAAUUGCAUGGCCUCUAAAGGCACAUUUAAAGGUGUCCCAUACAAUAAGGGGAUUCGCUGUACCUAUGUUAUGUUGGAAAAAGUCAGUUAUAAAUUCCUUUGUUCUAAUUAUAAAUAGAUUAUCAUCCAAUAGGCUUUGAUUAAAUUUCCAAUAUCCUCGCCCACGUGGAAAUUCAGUAAGAGUAAUGUAUAUGCCUAUUAUAUGAUGGUCCGACCGCAUUCUGUCCCCUAUCAACACUUUUUUUUACUUUUGGUGCCAACGAGAAUGAGAUAAGAAAGAAGUCAAGACGACUAGCUUGAUUGAGUCUCCGCCAUGUAUAUCUCACUAGAUCAGUAUAUUUAAGCCUCCAUAUAUCUACUAGUUCUAAUGUAUCCAUGACAUUCACAAUUUCCUUAAGAGCAUGUGGGUGAUUGUUUGUGGUGUGAUUUCCUUUACUGUCCAUUGAGCUAUUUAAAACAGUAUUAUAAUCCCCCACCAUAAUAAUAUUGUCUUGAAUUGCUUGCAGGGUUGAUAAUUUAUUAUAUAUAUUGUCAAAAAAUUGUGGAUCAUCAUUAUUUCGUCCGUAAAGGUUAAUGAGCCAUAUCUGUUUAUGGUCCAAUAACAUAUUUAAAAUAAUCCAUCUACCUUGCGUAUCUAUUUGGACAAUUUGCACAUUCGGAUCGAAAUUACUAUUAAUUAAUAUCAUCACCCCUUUUGAAUUUCUUUGCCCAUGGGAGAAGUAUAUUCCCCCCCCCCCCCAUUCUUUUUUCCACGCUACUUCAUCUGGAAUUGUUGAAUGAGUUUCCUGUAUACAAUAGAUAUUAUAUUCCUUCUCUUUGAGCCAUGUAAAUAUUGUUAUUCUUUUGUUAUUAUCAGCUAAGCCAUUACAAUUAUAACUGGCUAUACUUAUUUCACCAUACACCAUAAUGAGAUACAAGUUUCAAGUCUAUUUAUCAUUAUAUAUGUUUUGUAAAUUUACCAAUAAAAAAUACCGUAAUGAUUGAGUGUCCAUAUAGCUGUACCGUGAUAUUUGCAUUGCUACGGAGUAACCCAUCAAUUGUUCUCCACUAAUUUCCCCGCUAAAGCCCCUCCCCAUCCCAAGUUGAGCGGUCAUCCCAGUGAUCAGCAUCCCACCCACGUCCCUCCGGAUCCCUAAGGCCCCGAGAGGCCAGGACCCAUCCAUCGAAAACAGCACACAGUGCCACCCACAAAACAGAAGCAGAUUAACCGCCAAAAGCAUUUCCAAUGCUUUCACCUCUAUAUAUAUAUCUAUAUAACUAUUUUUUUUAAAUUAUGCAUAUCCUAUUUUCCAUCAUUAUCAAUUAAUAUGCGUAAUAAUGUUGGCAGUUCACGCGUAGGAUUCUAACAUAUAACCCGGAUUGCCAUUGUAUUACAUUUAAUUCAUUGACAAGCAAUUAUUAUCCUAGCAAAUAAUUCCCGUGGUCCAUCCCAUACCCCCCCCCCCCCCCUCCCCCACAACACCCCCCCCCCACAACAGAUGCCAGAGGGGGCGGUGCUGCUCAAGUAGGUCUCUGACCGCAUUUAUUUCUCUGUUUAGGCUGCAUACUCACAGCAGGUCCAUGAAAGAGAUGGGAACUUCUCUUUGGUGUAUGGGUCGCUCAGGUGGGUGUCCAGGUUAUAGGGUUAGGGAUCUUUCCAUCAUGAUAGAACAAUGAAAAAUUAGAUUAGAUGUAUACUAUAUUUUAAAAUGUAUAUCCCUCAUCUACACAAAAUUGAAAGCUCUCUCUCACUACCCCUGCUCAUAGACCCCCGGUCGGCUCUGGGUAUGCAACCAUUUCCCCUCUCACUCACUUAACGCUGCACCUUUUCAAACACAAAAAUGCACACCACAUGGUUGACUGCGGAAGAAAUGGGCCGAGCGUGCAAACGCACCCGCAUCCACAUCUGCCGCAAGGGGGAAAGGAUGCCAGAGGGAACACAGGACCAACCACAACAACCAUCCGCCAAAACAACAACCUCCCGCCAAAAAAGCCAUGUUCUAAUUAUUUGUAUUUAAAGAUGUAUUGUUCUGCUUGUUAUGUCGUUUUAUCCUUUUAUAAAAUACUAUACUUACUAUAAAUGUUAUUUAAUAUUACAAUCCCAUAUCAUUGCUAGUAUCAGGUGCUCCAAUAUUCGACUCCUCUAUUGCAACUUUUAGAAUAGCCAUGGAGUAGUCUUUGUGUCUCUGAACAUUUGGUUGUCAAUAUAUAGUUUAUCCACCACGAGUGCAACACGUUUCCCUUUUAAUCUGUUUUCCUUGAAGAUUUGAUACAGAACUUUGCGCCUUUCUACAAUCUCCCUCAGGAACUGAUCAUUCAUGCCUAUUUUCGUGCCAGCAAGUCUUUUUCCUAGGCUUUUCACGAUAGCUUUAUCUUUAAAAAAAGCAAAUUUGGCAACGAUUGGGCGCUCAUAUUUCUGUCCUCUUUUUCCGAAACGGUGUACACGUUCGAGUUGGAUUUUAUCGACAGCCUCGAGUGGGAUUUGUAGCGCUGUAUGCAGGAAGUCCUUCAUAAUAUUCUCUGUUAUUUCUCCCUCCUUUUCCUGAAUACCCGUAAGUACUAGAUUUUCCCUCAUCGAUCUAGUUUGGAUGUCUAGUAAGGCUUCUCUCAGAAGGUUGUUCUCCUUUUUUAGUUCCCUAACGUCCGUUUCCAUUUUAGAGACUGUCACUUUUAAUUUUUUGGUUUCUUUCUCCAUUACCAAAGCUUUUUCAUCACUCAUUUGAAGACUCGCUUUCAACUCUUUUACGUCUUUACUGACCAAUUCUAGUAUGCCCAAUUUGUCAUUUAUCGACUUCAACAGGUCGCUUUCCACACUUACCAUACCCAGUGGUGAAAAGCAUAUAUCAUCUGUAUCAGUCGAUGAGUCGCGUUUCCUUUUGGGGAUCGGCUCUCCAGAUUGAAUUAUAUUAACUGCGAAUAUAUGAAAUGCUAAUAUUUAGUCUAACUUACUGAUUUUGAAUAUUAUGUUUUUAUCUUGAGGUGUUUUGUACCGCUUUCUAUUCAAUACGCCAUCUUGUCAUUAGGUAAUGUUGCAAGGGACCCCACUUCCUUUGUUACCUGAGAGCCUGGUAUCCCAUUCGUGGUUAGCUAAGUGUGUGUUUAAGGCAGUAACGCAGUGUGCAGGCAGGGAAAUAUACUGUAAUUGUCCAGUGAAAGUUCCCUCCUCUGUAAUGAGGGUAAUGGUCUCUAACGUCAUACUGUCCUGCGCUGUUAGAUAAUGGCCCUUCACAGGCCGAGCCCGCUGUGUCUACACACUCAACUAUACGGCUCUGCCAGGCACACACACACACACACACAAAGGUCCUCAUUACAGUGCCUGUGACCUGGGUGGACCCUGUCUCUCACUGUCAGUGCUGGCGACUGGCUUCUCUCCUGCUGAACACGGACUCUAUUUAUGAUUAAAGCCGUCUGCUUCCUUUCCUCUUCUCUCAUUAACUGACACUAUACUUUAUGCACAGGAUACUGACAUGAGGAGAGGGAAGCCAACCUAGGAGGUAGAGAUAGCCCUGUUAGGGUUCAGACUGUUCAGGUCUGUCUUAUAAUAAUAAUAAUAUGCCAUUUAGCAGACGCUUUUAUCCAAAGCGACUUACAGUCGUGCGUGCAUACAUUUUUGUGUAUGGGUGGUCCCGGGGAUCGAACCCACUACCUUGGCGUUACAAGCGCCGUGCUCUACCAGCUGAGCUACAGAGGACCACAUAGGAGUUUGGACUUUAUGACCUCUCCAAUAAGUCUUGGAUGUAUUAGAGCAGCUCUACCCAACUCCUAUCCUUGACUGUCACUGUGUCUGGUGGUUUAUAACCAUGAACCUCAUUCAUCAGCAACUGGUUUAGAUCUGGAGAACCAGGUGACUAGACACUGGACAGCCAAUGACAUGAAUCGAUCAAUUAAGAACCAGCUAGAGGAGAACAUUGCUGUAGUUGACAUGGACUGGGAUUGAAGACGGCUGAGUUAUUAAUUGGUCUGCUGCUGUCAUUGACAUUUUUGUCCAUGUUCCUGAAGGGUUUUAUUCCAAUGGGAAACCCUGUUGAGUGUCUAAAUGUGUGUGUUCCUGUGUGUGUGCAGUGCGGGUGUGGGCCGGACAGGGACCUACAUCGUCAUAGACAGCAUGCUGCAGCAGAUCAAGGACAAAAGCACAGUCAACGUCCUGGGCUUCCUCAAACACAUCCGGACCCAGCGCAAUUACCUGGUACAAACAGAGGUGGGUCCGGUGUGUGUGUGUGUGUGUGUUAACACCCUUCUAUUCUCACUAUGUCACUAUGUGCCAUUCUAUUCACUUGAGCAUCUGUGUUAAAGCAAAUGAUGAUGUCUUUCUUAUCUGUCUUAUGCAGCUGUGUUUUAAUCUGGCCGUAUCGUUCUUUGUAAUUACAGGACAGUCAUGCAUCACACAGCCACUGUUGUCCGGGACAAAGGGAGCAUAGCCAUUGUCAUAAUUUCUCUGCUUUACAAAGAGCUGUAUUGCCACUGUCUGCGUGUCUGACUUGGUGUUGCUUCUCUCCGUCUUUCUUGGCCUAUAGGAGCAGUAUAUCUUCAUUCAUGAUGUGUUGAUUGAGGCCAUCAUGGGGAAGGAGACAGAGGUGUUGUCCAGCCAGCUGCACAGCUAUGUCAACAGUAUCCUUACGCCUGGGGUGGGCGGCAAGACUCGGCUGGAGAAACAGUUUAAGGUCAGAGCACCUCAAUUCACAGUCUUCCUGAAUCCUAGAUCUCUUUCUCUCUUUCUCUAUCUACCUAUCAUGCUCCUUCUCUGUCAAACAUAUUUUCUCUGCAUCUUUCUUUUUCUGCCUGCAUAUCUCUCUCUCUCGCUCUCUCGCUCUCUCUCGCUCUCUCUUUCUCUCUCUCUCUCUCUCUCUCUCUCUCGCUCUCUCUCUCUCUCUCUCUCUCUACAUGUAAUUAGAAUGGAAAUACAUUUAGGGGAAGAGUACUUCUCUUCCCCGGGUGUCCCCUUUGACUAAUGCCACUCACUGCACUUGUUGCCAAGGCGAUGUGAACCCCCCUAUCAUGGUGGGGGGGUCUAGGUUGUCGCCUGGUUUGACGACAGGCUCAGAUCGUAAUUGGCUUUCAUUAUUCUCCUCCACGGUGGGAUUUGAUUCGGCCCAGGGUCGGGCAAGAUUGAGCGUGCUCUUGUAAAACAAUGGUAGCCAUUGUGAUUUUAAUGCAAUUAGCCUCAAUGCUGGAUUUUAAGUUAAUCAUUGUUUGGAGAGAAUAUUUAUUUUGUUUUUCAGAGCCCAAAAAUGUCCAAAGUCCUAUGUUAAUUUCUGCUCUCCAAAGAAUUUAGCAGUGUUUGUAAUUUGGUCAUUUGGCAGGAGCGUUAAGAUGACCCACAUUUUUUUCCUUCAGCUGAAUUUGAUCUGAGUAAGAAUUGACUAGUAUUGAAAAGCAUUGAAGAAAGUAUUCACCCCCAUUGCCAUUUUUCCUAUUUUGUUGCCUUACAACCUGAAAUUAAAAUGGAUGUUGUAACAUUUGAUUUACACAACAUGCCUACCACUUUGAAGAUGCAAAAUAUUUGUUAUUGUGAAACAAACAACAAAUAAGACCAAAAAAAACUUUUGAGCGUGCAUAACUAUUCACCCCCCCAAAGUCAAUACUUUGUAGAGCCACCUUUUGCAGCAAUUACAGCUUCAAGUCUCUUGGAGUAUGACUCUAUAAGCUUGGCACAUCUAGCCACUGGGAUUUUUGCCCAUUCUUCAAGGCAAAACUGCUCCAGCUCCUUCAAGUUGGAUGGGUUCUGCUGGUGUACAACAAUCUUUAAGUCAUAACACAGAUUCUCAAUUGGAUUGAGGUCUUUGACUAGGCCAUUCCAAGACAUUUAAAUGUUUCCACAUAAACCACUCGAGUGUUGCUUUAGAAGUAUGCUUAGGGUCAUUGUCCUGCUGAAAGGUGAACCUCCGUCUCAGUCUCAAAUUUCUGGAAGACUGAAACAGGUUUCCCUCAAGAAUUUCCCUGGAUUUAGCGCCAUCCAUCAUUCCUUCAAUUCUGACCAGUUUCCCAGUCCCUGCUGAUGAAAAACAUCCCCACAGCAUGAUGCUGCCACCACCAUGCUUCACUGUGGGGAUGGUGUUAUAAUAAUAAUAAUAAUAUGCCAUUUAGCAGACACUUUUAUCCAAAGCGACUUACAGUCAUGUGCGCAAACAUUUUUACGUAUGGGUGGUCCCGGGGAUCGAACCCACUACCCUGGCGUUACAAGUGCCAUGCUCUACCAAUUGAGCUACAGAGGACCACAGGGUGUUCUCGGGGUGAUGAGAGGUGUUGGGUUUGCGCCAGACAUAGCGUUUUCCUUGAUGGCCAAAAAGCUCAAUUUUAGUCUCAUCUGACUAGAGUACCUUCUUCUAUAUGUUUGGGGAGUCUCCCACAUGCCUUUUGGCGAACACCAAACGUGUUUGCUUAUUUUGUUCUUUAAGCAAUGGCUUUUUUCUGGCCACUCUUCCGUAAAGCCCAGCUCUGUGGAGUGUACGGCUUAAAGUGGUCCUAUGGACAGAUACUCCAAUCUCUGCUGUGGAGCUUUGCAGCUCCUUCAGGGUUAUCUUUGGUCUCUUUGUUGCCUCUCUGAUUAAUGCCUGCCUUGCCUGGUCCGUGAGUUUUGGUGGGCAGCCCUCUCUUGGCAGGUUUGUUGUGGUGCCAUAUUCUUUCCAUUUUUUAAUAAUGGAUUUAAUGGUGCUCCGUGGGAUGUUCAAAGUUUCUGAUAUUUUUUUAUAACCCAACCCUGAUCUGUACUUGACUCUGGGGCCUUUCAGAACAGGUGUAUAUAUACUGAGAUCAUGUGACAGAUCAUGUGACACUUAGAUUGCACAUAGGUGGACUUUAUUUAACUUUACUAAUUAUGUGACUUCUGACAGUAAUUGGUUGCACCAGAUCUUAUUCAGGAGCUUCAUAGCAAAGGGGGUGAAUACAUAUACACGCACCACUUUAAGUUAUUUUUUUCAUUUCACUUCACCAAUUUGGACUAUUUUGUGUAUGUCCAUGACAUGAAAUCCAAAUAAAAAUCCAUUUAAAUUAUAGGUUGUAAUGCAACAAAAUAGGAAAAACACCAAGGGGGAUGAAUACGUUUUGCAAGGCACUGUACUUCUUGAAAUGACUGGAAUUGACCUCAAUCCUGUUUGUAUCGUUGUUAUCUAACCUCUCUCUCUUUCUUCCUCCCCCUUUUCAUCAAUCUCUCUGUCCCUCUUUCUUGCCCUCUCACCUCCUCUCUUGUUUGCAGUUGGUGACUCAAUGUAAUGCCAGGUUUGUGGAGUGCUUCAGUGCUCAGAAGGAGUGCAACAAAGAGAAGAACCGCAACUCCUCAGUGGUGCCCUGUAAGUCAAAUACUUGUAUAACUAUAUUAUCCAUGCACCACCUGACAGCGAUAUUCACCUAUUGCACUGGCUCCAGUCUAGACUGCUGCUUUCCACAGUGUCCUGUUUCUGAUGACCCUAGUCUCUAUCCAUGGUCAAAGGAAGUCAUUCAUCUACAGUAGUUAGUCACAUAACUGGUUGUUUAUGGUCCAUGCUCAUACUAUAGUUAUUUGAAGUGAGUAUGCUGUGGCUGCUUUUCAUAGAAAUCACUCACUCGCUUUGUUAACCAAUAAGAACAUGUUUGCUGCUUAGCUCUAUGAUCACUGUGCCCUGAUUGGUUCUCUCUGUGUCUCUAUGGCAGCGGAGCGAGCGAGGGUGGGGUUGGCACCUUUGCCCGGUAUGAAAGGCACAGAUUACAUUAACGCGUCUUACAUAAUGGUGAGUACCACCUCCUGUUCCUCCCCUGUCAAUCAUUCACUGUCCCUCAGGCACACACCUGGCUGGACCAACUGAACAAGGAAUGUAAAUAUUAUGAUAUAAGAUCCCUUUGUCUCAUAGAUGUUCAUUGCUAUCAACUGAGAGGAAUGGACUUGGAGUUGUUGUUGACUUUUGUGAAUCCUAAAGGUAGACUACUAGCUCUACUGUGUUUUAAGCAGUGGUAGGCUACUGCUGUGGCAGGUUUCACCUGAGGCACACUGGCUUGUUUUCCUCUUAACCACAACACAACCCUUGCUUGAACCCUUGACCUCUGUUGUGAUACCACAGGGCUACUACAGGAGCAAUGAGUUCAUCAUUACCCAGCACCCUCUGCCCCACACCACUAAAGACUUCUGGAGGAUGAUCUGGGACCACAACGCACAGAUCAUUGUCAUGCUGCCGGACAACCAGGGGCUGGUGGGUCUGGCACACACACACACACAUACACACACACAUGCGCAAACGCAUACACACACACACACACACACACUAAAGGUAAAACAGUUCAGAUAUCAGCCUAAUCUUUGGUCUAUUGAAAGGCUGCCUUAGCACCCUAAGCAUAGUCUUUUCCAGCCUUGGCCCAGUGUUCACACAGGAAGUCACUCGAUUGGGGGUGAGAAGCAUUGAGAUGAGGACUGGAAGUGACAGCAGCUGUAUCAGUCGCUCCAGUCAGCCAUAUGUCUCUCUAACUAACUCUCUCUGUAUAUAUGUGGUUUCACACACUGAGUGGUGGCACUUCUGCACUCAAAUUCCCAUCCCUUUAACAUUUUGUUUCGUUUUGGACCUAAUUCUUUGCUCAGCGUAAACUGUCAGUGAUUCUACUAAACAUAAAUGUCUCACCCCCACCUUCCCACUCCUCCCUUUUCCAUUUCAUACUCAUCCCCCUUUUGGUUUGGCUGUGUGUCUUUAGGCGGAGGAUGAGUUUGUGUACUGGCCGAGUCGAGAGGAGGCCAUGAACUGUGAGGCCUUCACUGUCACGCUUAUAAGCAAAGACAGACUAUGCCUUUCUAACGAGGAGCAGAUCAUCAUCCACGACUUCAUCCUGGAGGCCACACAGGUACGUUGUGGUGUGUGUGUGUGUUUAUGGACCUGCCUCUGUGUGUAUGACUGUCUUUACCUCCAUUAGUGUAUGAGUCAGUCCGUGUGUGUGGGUGGGUGUGUCUUUGUAUGUACACCUACAUACACUAACCUAUCCCUUUCUCUCUUUCUGUUCCUCUCCCCAGGAUGACUAUGUGUUGGAGGUGCGUCACUUUCAGUGCCCUAAAUGGCCCAACCCUGACACUCCCAUCAGCAGCACCUUUGAGCUCAUCAAUGUCAUCAAGGAGGAGGCUAUGACCAGAGACGGACCCACCAUAGUACACGACGAGUGAGUGUGGCACGUCCUGCUGCUGAUGACAGGGAAAACACUUAUCUCUGCUUUUAACCUCUUGAAGUAAAUCAUUUAAACUGUAUGCUGUUUCAACAGAACAUUUAGCUAUUCACACACACACACACACAAUUUCAUAUCUACAGCAUACCUGGUAAGCAUAGCCAUUGUAUUACCUCUAAUGAGUCCCACCCCCAUGUACACUGAUACGCCAUCAAAUUAGAAAUAAUGAACGUCUCUUAAUAUUGACAGACAUGAGCGGCGACGAACAACACUCCCAACGACGAGACAUGCAGCUUUAGUCAUGUUUAUUCAUUAGGAUAAUGAAGAUUGCUUGUCUCAUCCCAGAGAAAAAAGGGACUAAUUGAGCAUUUCAGUUCUGUAACGUUACUAUGGGAUCCCCCCCUAAGAGGUUUUGGAUAGACGGCUGUAGUAAUUAUCUGCAUAUUCAUUAGCUGGUUAGACAUGGUUGUUAGGCUGUGUAUCUCCAGUGCACUUGACACAGCUGUUAAUAAAAGCAGCAACCUUUUCAUUGUGAGCAUCCCUCUUUCUCUAAGGGGCUGAACCCCUCUUGCCGUCUCACAUGGAAUUAAUUUGCUGCAGUGUUCCUUAAGUCUUCAGUCUGACGUUCAGUUCCUCUCUGGGCUCAAUGCUUCUCUGUGACCAUGUGUGUCCCUGUCCAGUUUAAAGGCCUGUUAAGUAACCCUGUGUGUUCCUCUCCUGUCCCCUAGGUUCGGGGCAGUGUCAGCGGGCAUGCUGUGUGCCCUCAUCACCCUGUCCCAGCAGCUGGAGAGUGAGAGUGCCGUGGGCGUCUAUCAGGUGGCCAAAAUGAUCAACCUCAUGAGGCCUGGAGUAUUCACAGACAUAGUGAGUAGACCAGUAGCAUGGUUAUGAAAUGUAAGAGAUUAAAUACACUACAUGACCAAAAGUAUGUGGACACCUGCUCGUCGAACAUCUCAGCUUCCAUUCAGCCACAAGAGCAUUAAUGAGGUCGGGCAUUGAUGUUGGGCGAUUAGGCCUGGCUUGCAGUUGACAUUCAAAUUCAUCCCAAAGGUGUUCGAUGGGGUUGAGGUCAGGGCUCUGUGCAGGCCAGUCAAGUUCUUCCACACCGAUCUCGACAAACCAUUUCUGUAUGGACCUCGCUUUGUGCACGGGGGCAUUGUCAUGCUGAAACAGGAAGGGGCCUUCCCCAAACUGUUGCCACAAAGUUGGAAGCACAGAAUUGUCUACAAUGUCAUUGUAUGCUGUAGCAUUAACAUUUCCCUUCACUGGAACUAAGGGGCCUAGCCCGAACCAUGAAAAACAGCCCAAACCAUUAUUCCUCCUCCACCAAACUUUACAGUUGGCACUAUGCAAUCGGGCAGGUAGCAUCCGUGAAACCCAGAUUUGUCCAUCACACUGCCAGAUGGUGAAGCGAGAUUAAUCACUCCAGAGAACGCGUUUCCACUGCUCACAGAGUCCAAUGGUGGCGAGCUUUACACCACUCCAGCCGACACUUGGCAUUGCACAUGGUGAUCUUAGGCUUGUAUGCUGCUGCUCGGCCAUGGAAACCCAUUUCAUGAAGCUCCCGAUUAACAGUUCUUGUGCUGACGUCCACAUACUUUUGUAUAUAUAGUGUAGAUGCAAAUUGGCUACGUGAUUGCAUUUUUGGAGUUUGCACCCUUUCUUACAGCAUUUCCCUCUCCCUCCACAGGAUCAGUACCAGUACCUUUAUAAAGCUAUGCUCAGUCUGAUCAGCACCAAGGAGAAUGGCUCUGGCCUAAGGUCGCUGGACAGAAACGGCACCAUGGCCAUGUCGGAUGAGUCAGACCAGGCAUGGAGCAUGGAGUCCCUCGUCUGA
This is a messenger RNA of Coregonus sp. 'balchen', 59149 nucleotides long. NCBI's taxonomy places the organism in Eukaryota, Metazoa, Chordata, Actinopteri, Salmoniformes, Salmonidae. The record is from the annotation of a GenBank genome assembly.